GCCUACUUAAAAUACAUGUUAAAAAAAAUAGGGAAAGCUACUGGCACCUCGUGAUUUUACUCAGAAUAAAACUAUUUGAGACAUGAGAUGGUCUCCACCCAGCGUCAAGCUUGCAGAAAACCUUGAAAUUCUCAGGAAACUGAAUUGUGAUACAUACAAAAUAAAAGCACGCCAUUGGAAAGGUGUAGAUGGAUAUUUCUGAUUGCAUCAAGAAAACAAGAAAACAAAUAUAUUAUAUCGGGAUAGGGUGCGUAAUAAAGCCUCAUAUUGGAAUAUUAGACCCAAACUCUUCAGUAUGAACCUGCCGUUUCCGUGACAAAUCGAGUCGUCGUGAACGACGUGAUCGGAUGACAUAUUCCUGUUUCAGGUAACUUGACACCGGUCACCUUUCCUUGAUCCCGAGCCUGCAACCAAUCAGCGGCAGUCAGGGACACAUGAACGGUGAUAAUAUCCACGGAACAGGCUGCAGGCAGGAGGAACAAAGAAAGCAGCCCGUAGCGUGAGAAGCGUCUCUUCUCCGCGUCUGCGAGGAUAAAUAUCCACUUCAUAUGAGCUGUUUUUGCUUUUUCUUCAAACACAGACCAAGAAGUGUUGGCUGUCACGCAGCGCCUUGAGUCGGUCUGGUCGGUUUUGCUGAGGAAAGAGGGAACUUGGCGUCGAGUCAGGUCGACCUUAUUUGCGUUGGAGACGCUUGUUGUUUUGGAAGGAAACGCUCGGUAAGUUCACUCUUUCUCCUUUACGCACCACUUGAAAAUGGUGUCGAGCAGAGCUGUAGCAGUCUCCUGGCCGUGUGGUGUUGUCUCUUUGCUUUGUUAGACUCAGACUAAGUCAGGUCUCAAACUUUCUUCUUGUGUUUUCUGAGGAAAACCAACCAACUCUCUGCGCAACCAGCGAGACAACAGCGAUCUCCAAAGUCCAUUCAGUGCGCUGUUGUUUUAGGGCUUUGUUGCUUCUUUAUAACAAAGACAACCGAGAACUUUGAUACGCGGGUAUUUCCUGAUGGUUUGAGUCUAUUACAUAAUUUAGACUGAGUAAUUCAGCUUCAUUGGAACAAUCCUGGAUGUUUGGUCACGCACCCAACAGCCCGGACUGACUUAAUUUCCAUCUGUAUAGUUUGUUUAAUGCCUUGAUUUCUAUAUACUUACUCAAAUAGGAUGCCGAGAAGGCAUUUCUUAGAACAAACAUAAUUGAUACACCGGGUCUGAUUUCAGGGCACAAAAUGUAAUUUCAAUAACAAACUCCAAGAACCUGAAUGGAGGUUUUGAAUUUCGGUUUUCCUCCUGGCGUCAGUCCUCUGUUCACGCCUGCUGUUGCAGGAACACCUCUAUUUAUGACUCAUUCAUGCACAACUGAUCAGACACUUCCAAAUGAAUUUAUUUUUGAUGGCAGUGGAAAGAGGAGUGUUGCACAGUUUUCUCUCCAGCAUUUUAACAUGUUAAUAAUUUAAAGGUGUUUAUCGAAAUUUUCAUGUUAACAGUUAAUCUAAAAGUUACAGGUCCACCGAUACAGUUGUUCUGGAGCUGAGGUCGAUACUUAUAAUAAGAGAGUAGGUCAACGGAUGGCCCAUAAACAAUGUUGAUAUAAUUUUUUUAUGGGCCAUUGCUUGACAUAAGAAUAAGACUAACUGUAUUUAUCCCUGAAGGUCAUGUUGAUAUCAAUUUUUUAUGGGCCAUUGGUUGACAUAAGAAAAAGACUAACUUUAUUUGUCUCCGAAGGGAAAUUGGCAAGGAAAAUUCAUGAUGGCAGUUUGAGUUUCAAACUCAAAUUCAUACAUGGUUGUAUGUUAUGAUUUACGAUGAACUAUUGGAAAUACCCAGCUGUUUGGUUAAGCUAUAGUUUUCGUAACAUGUCUGAUAUUACCAUCAUUACUAAUUAUUACAUACAACAUGAAAACAUUAUGGGUGGUGGGAAAGAUAGUGAUGAGGGCCAAUGCCAACAUGGUGCCGAUUAUAUCAGAAAGCCACUCAUCGGUCAGAUAAGUGGGUCUAUCCCUAAAACUAACUAUAAUCAACAGUUAAGCAGUGGUGUCCUCAGCUUUGGCAGUAUCAUACAUGAAGCUUUAACCCUAAACAAGCGUUAGAAACUGGACGUUUGACUCCGUUCAGGGUCCGUUUGAUUAGCAGUUUGCCUGCUAUUUAGAGGCUAAAUGUUUUGCCUGUAACCACACCAUCUGCUUUGCCCUCCUGGGUAUCGGCAGGCUACUGUCCAGAUCAAGUGUUAUGAGAGAUCUGCGUGGGACGACCACAACAGAUGGCGAUAUGGAGAGCACGGAUGGCUGAUGUGGUGGCGAGUCUCUCUGUUGUGGUUUUCAUGGUCUGGUUGUCAGUUGUGGUUUGUGCAAUAAACAAGAACCAAAUCUGCACCCCCCAUCAUGUUGGAUUGGUAUGAGAAAUGGUUUGAUUCUUAAUUGGUCCUCCUAGGCUGUUGGAGAGCAGGUCAGAGAGGAGCCAUUGAUCUCUGCUCUCUAUUUUCCACCAUCUGGGAUUUGACCCCGUGAAUACCGUGGAUUGAGCUGACCUCGCUGUAUCAGUGAGGGUGGUCGGUAUAAACGUGCCCGAGCCUUCAGGAUGUUGAGGUCAAACGUGGAGUUCUCUAUCAGGUCUCAUUUCCAGAGUGAUACAAACUGACUCCUGAAGUCUUCAGGGAAAACAGGAUCAGUUCUUUGAAGUGGACUUGGGCUGAUUGGAGUUGAUUUGAACCUAAACACUCUGCAGUGAGUGAAGAAAUCAGUUUGCCUUUUGAAUGUCCUGGUUCUGCUAUGUAGCUUCCCUGUGGUAGAGAUUGAAUGCAAGUGGUUGGCAGGCCCCUUCCUCAGUUUUGAGUCAUGUUGUUGUCAUUUUAGCUAUCACUCGCUGUACUGAAGCUUGUUGUCUCAUGCACAAAAAUAAAUCUGCAGCACAAAGCAGGGCAAUGACUUGGAUUUAAAUUUGGAUCAUGGUUUCCCAUGAUCAUAAAAUCAUGCUGCACUGCCCCAGUCAUGUCCUAUUGGUUGAAGGAAGUGCAUCCUUCAGGCAGCCACGGGUGGAGAGAGGAGAGCAGGGAGAGGAGCUGGGUGUGUCUGAAAAGCAAAAGGACAGAAUGCGCAGGAUGAGAAAGGCAAAAACAGGAAACUAUACCGUUUUUCCACUUUUUGUUUCUGACUAAGAAGCAAGAGUUUGUAGGUUUUAAAGAGGUUUCAGGUUGUGUUAAGUUGGUGCAGUAGAAGUAAAAAAUAUGAUCACGAUUUUUGUCAUAACCAAGCAGCCCUAGUGUAGCAAUAACAUGCACUCACACAAACGCUCCUGGUGUUACAUUGUUCAAAUCUUAGGAGCAUUUGCAACCAAAAUAGUCUUCUUUUCCUGCUCUGACCCACAAACCAGCAAGCAGCUGUCCAGCUUGUUGCUGAGACACUCUUGAUUAUUUGUUUUGUAAAGGAGAGGACUUGCAGAUUAUUCCUCUUUCUGUAAAAACCUUGAACAGUGAACAAAAGUACAGAGAUUUGACUGACAAAACACAAACACAGCCAGCUUUUGUGUCCUCUCCUCUGCUGACAUGAAGGGGCAGCCAUAAGUUAAACACAGUAAAAAUGUGUAGCCCAUUGAAUGAACAAAAAUCUUCAGUUUCCAUCUCCAUUUCUAUGUCCAGGAUGGUGUGUUUGAUCCAUGUCCUAAUGAUGCAGUGUUAUCUCCUGGCUGGAGAAACAAGAGUCUUGCAUCCUGUUGUUAUCGUCUAACAUGCUGAGAACAGCUAUCAUUGCCUAUAGCAUUGGCUGGGAUUGUUGGAACAAAUGUCACUUUGUUCUCCGGCAUUGUAAGAGGCCACAACAGGGUAGUGUGGCCCCUGUGACCCGUCUAUACCACAGCCUCACAGACGUUGGAUUUGUUCAGCAGAUACCAGCAUCAGUAUACAAAUGUUACAUAAUGCAAAGAUUACAGUCAUAUACAGUUUAAGCUCAAACACAUUCCUCCAGUUUCUCUUUACCCAACAUAAACACGGUAUGUUAUGUCUGCAGGGAGCUAAUAUUGACCUCAGUCUGGCGCCUGUCUGUGCAUAAUCAAACCUUGAACCCACCGGUCGAGUCUGGAUGUGGUUUAUCUUCAUGUGUUGGUUUGACAGGUGAAGUGCAUUGAGUGCAUCACUGCAAGCACAAUACAGCUCAGUUAGAAUUUGCCAGAUUGUCUGAGAUUGUCUCAGAACAUGUUCUCCAAAAGUUAGCUGAGGUUACCUGCCAGGGAGACCAUGCAUGGCUCAACGCUUGCAGCUCUGUCAGGAUAUUUGUUAAAUUUAUGCUGACCCCAGGUAAGAAAUGACUCCACACCUCUCGGUUGCUCCUCUAGUGUCAAGUAGCAAAUCAGGUCUAAUGACAGCUGCAGGUGACACUCAGGUAACAACAGCCUGUCCUCUUUGCUUUCCUCCUGCUGCUGUAAACAGCACCCUGACACUGAUCAUCGAAAAUGAGCUUUCUGUGCUCUGGGAUGUGUCAUUCACAGCACUUGUUUGUCAAACUUACCACCACCAUGUACCAUCACUACUAUCAACUCCUGCAUGGUUGGUAUCUCAUCUUUUUAUAUCAGCAUAUAUAUUCUCUCUUUUUCUGGAAGUUUUCUUGUAGUGAAAGAAAAAACAUAUAAGAUAAAGUCUCAGAAGCUUCAUCAGACCUGUUGUUUUGUCAUUGUAAUGUAGAUAGCAUUGCAGAAAUAAGCUUCAGUGCAACAUUUUUUAAAAUUAAAGUCAGCUGCAGUCAUUCAUUCCCCGACAAUCAAACUUGACACCAGGGCUGUCCCAAUACAACUUUUUUACUGAAAUAUGAUGCCAAUGUUGUAGCCUACAGUACUGGCCGAUGCCAAUAUUGAUCUUAUGUUGCACAAACUUGUGGAUGACAAGUUCUGCAUUGAGCUGUAACAUCUUUUUUUUAGACUUAAACAAAAAUACUGCCACACGGCCGAUAUCACUUCGACUCCUUGCUACUUUGUUAGAACAUUAGUACACACUGUCGUUGUGAUUACGCGGGAUCUGCAUGCUGGAGCUGAGUCUGGAAUGGACUGCUUGUAUCGGCGUAUCGGUAUCUGGGAUUUUAGAUACUGGCCAAUAUAAUCCAAUAUUCAUUUUUGGCUGAUAUCUGACUGAUAUCAAUAUUGGAUUGGGACAUCCCUACUCAAUACACCCCCUACAGACAGAGAAGUCUUUCCAUGUCUUGUCUCCUUCAUUCCUUGAGGAGUGUUUAUCACCCUACAAAUACUGGCAAUGCACCUGGGAGAUGUGCAUGGUUAUAUGUUAAAGCAUUAAUGAUUCUUUAUGUCCAUGUUGAAUAGACAAACAAAUGCAUGACUACAUGUAAAGCUUUUUAUGAUCAAUAACCAGCAUGCACUCUGCAUUGAUUCAUGAGCAGCAUCUCUAGAUGUUUAGAAACUAAAGCUGUGUAGAUGUACCGAAGAGGUCAUUUCAUUUCACCUCAACAACUGUCAUCAAGAAUAUAAGAAAUCUAAAUAAAAUCAUGAAAUGUACUUGAGGGUGUGUUUUAGCUUGGUCCCUGAAUGCUGACAGAAGUAAAGCUGCACUGGGCACUUUUAGCAAAAGCCCCAGCGCUCAUGUCUGAGCUGCCUCCCGUCAGGAUGUAUUUUAUUCUCCUCAUAGAAACUUUAUUCUCUGUCUCUCUGAGGAUCUACAGCAAGUAGUUUCUCCUUUGAGGGGUUCCACUAAAGUUGAAGGAUGUGUGAUAAAAGCCCAACCCUGCUACAGUUUGAGCCCAGCAACUCCCCCCAACAAACACACACACACACACACACACACACACACACACACACACAAACACACACACACACACACACACACACACACACACACACACACACACGCGCAGCUGAGCUGCCUGAGCUGUGAGGCUGUUUCAGCAGAGUGGUACUCUGCUGCCAGCAUGUCUGAUGCUGACUCAGCUGAAUGUUAAUGUUGUGAAAUCCCAUUAAGAGCAAUCCGGUGCUGAGUGGGGCCACGCCUGGGCUUUAUGGGACAGCAGGUCCUUUUUAAAAGGCCAGCAGUGCUCUUGUGUUUGCUCCGUGUGUAAUAGAGUCUAAUCACUUGAGUGGCUCAUGCUGAAUUAAAUCGCACUGUUAAAUCACUGCCACUCAUGUUUAGUUGCUCUUGACGGCUAUUUAAACGGUUUUGGGUGAGUGUUGCCGGUUGGGAAUGAUUUGUUGUGGAGUUUUGCAGUUGCACUUAACUAAUACUGCUUACAGAGAAAGAGGAGGAAAAGAACACAAACACAACGUCUGAUGUUUGCAUUAGUCUGCAGUGAUAAGGUUGUUACACAGCUGCAGGAAAUGCAUGCAAAGCACCAGCAGUUCACUUUGAGCUCAGCAGAGCCUGGAAGGAGACAGAGAGGUGAUUUUUGUGUGUUGUUUGUGAGGGGAUCAGAAGGAGGGAUACCCUUUUAAAGAAAGAGCUUUCUGUUCACGUGUCACUGUUUUUAAUACCGAGCUCUUCGUGCAGAUGACUGUUGUCGUUUGCAUGUAAAGAGGGUGAGACAGACGGAGGCUAAACAGGGCUUUUUCCAUAAGAGUAUCCCGUGUUUAUCUUUCAAAUCAGAGAAGGAUGUGGUGUAAAGCACUCCUCCUAGAAGAAGCUUCCACCCACAUGUUUCUAUACUGGUACACAGAAAGCUCUGCAUUGUGCGCAGCAAUGAGCUCCCUACUCCUGUGAAUGAAAACUACUCAAUGCUUACACUCACUGAUCUGCUUAUUGGAGCAACAGAUGAGAGUUAGUGACUUCAUGAGCAGGUAGAACACAUUGAUUGCAGUGUCAUGGAUGUCCUCCAUCCAAGAUAGAAGGGAUGUGGUCAGUUUCAGGGGGAGGAGGAGGGUCUGUUUUGCAGAAAGGCUCUACAUGCCUGUAGUGAAAGCCUUAAUAACGUGUCUCCUCCUGUAACUGAAGCUAUUUCCUUUGCAGGUACAAAUCAGAUACAGAGCUACAGCUAAUAUAAUGAAAACAGUAUCAGGCAGUAUUUACUGUGAAAUGCAAGUUUUACCAUGUCAACAGUCUAAAGCAAGCUGAUAUAGAGUCCAGACUGUAUGCACAAGCUGGCUUUUCUGUUUCUGCACCUCUGGCUUUGCUUUAAAGGUCCCAUAUUAUGAAAAAUUCACUUUAGAAUGGUUUUCUAACAAUGAUAUUGCAUCCCCAGCCUGUCUACAAACCCCCCCAAAAUGAGAAAAUUCUAUCCUCUCCCUCUCUGGACGGCAAUAACUCCUCCCCUCCAUCUCCGUGACUCUGCCCUCAGAAAAUUUCCACUCACACACUAUUUUUCUCCCUCACAAACGCUAUUUCAAAAUGGGCCAGUAGGCAAGGCUAGGCUAGAAGUUGAGGCUAGUCGCAGUCCUCUGAUGACAAAUCAUUUUCUGUAGACUGCAAGAACAUUGUCACGAGAGAUAACUAUAAUUACGAUGUUGCACAUUCACCAAAAGAGCUUCAAGGAUGAGAAGACAGCGGGGAUGUAACCAUUAGCCAGAGUUAAUGUGACCUAGCUACAUGUAAGUCACUGUACCAACACAUGAACAAAGUAAAAAAAAUAUUGAGACACAUCAUAUUUGUAACUAAUCAUUCAGAAAUGUCCUGCUGCAGCCACAGAGUUGAAAUUUCUUCAGCAGCCUUUCCUUCUGGGUCAGACUCUUUAACAAACUGGUAUAUAGCCAAACCUAGCACUCUGUGUAAACAUCAGUGCAUGGUACUGUAGCGCAAGCCACAACCCCAUCUCCAGAGAGACAGGGAGGGGCGUGGCUUGCGCUGAAGGAGGUAUGGACAGGUGCAGCUCACAGAAACAGCGUGUUCUCUAUAGAGCUCACGAGAGAAUUUUCAGGCUGGCUCAAGUUCCAGGAAAAAAAAAUGGGUUUAUAGACAAAAAACUUCAUUUUGACUGCUCUGAGACCUAAGUGAACCUGCUGAAAAUAGCGAUGCACCGAUCCAAUAUUUGGAUUCGAUAUGGGCUCCGAUAUUGACGGAUUAACUGGAUUGUAUGUCGGAUGAAUGACACCGAUCCUUCGUCCCGUUCCAACCUUUUUUUUUUUUUUUUAAUUAAUUUUUCUUUCAAUACAUGAAAGUCUUACUUCUUCUUGUAGUGCACUAAUGUGCAAUUUGUUAUUUGUUAAUAAAUAAUAUUCAGUAAAUUUAUAUCUGUGUUACUUGUUACCUUUUUUUUUUUAAACAAGGCUAAUGUCAAGCCUGAUGCCUUCCCUCACAGGGCAAGGUAUACAAUUCAUUCAUUUAACAGAAGUAUUGGAUCGGUGUCUGAUAUCAGCCGAUACGCUCAGCCCAGGUAUCGGUAUUGGAUUGGAUCGGGGAAAAAAUUGAUCGGUGCAUCUGUAGCUGAAAAGGAGUAUAAUAUGGGAACUUUUACAGUUGACUCGGUAACAUCAAGGUUAGCAUCUGAAUGAAGCAUGUCUUCCUGUCAGGCUGAAAUCCAUUUGCUGAAUGAGGUUGUGUCUGCAGCUGGGCAGCACUCCUCUUCCAUGGCGUAGUUUGAGGGACUGGCCUUUCACAAAGUCAUGAAACGUGCUCUUUCUUCUUAUUCUGCUUGUGCACACACUGUUGCACUGCUGAGCAGGAAGGCGCACUGCUUGUUUUUAGUUUUUCCUCUUAUUCAGUCUCCGCAGAGAACCUGAGGGUCUCUACAUAAAUUAACAUAAAAACCAGGAGCUCAUCUUUGUAAAAGAUAAGCCUAAAUCUUAACUGGAAGACACAAGUUUCCUCUGCAGUGUUUAGAACCAGACAUCCUCCCCCCUCAGCUUCUUCCUACCAGCUGUCUCAACCAUCUUUUCCCCCCUUCAUCUCCAUCCUAUUUCCUGCCACAACAAUCUGCCAUGCAAAACAGUGUGCCCGAACCACAGGGUCAAUGUUAGGGCAGCGCUGGCUUUAAUACAGCUGAUGUGAAUCAUGUCACCUCAGGUGACUUCUGCACAGUGUUGUGUUUGUUGUGUAAUCAUAUGUGGCUGCCCCUGUCGAUGCGGUGGGAGACAAACUGAGGCAGAAGAGCGAGGCAUGUGCACAUAUCAGUGAUAACCUGAUCUGUGGUAUACAGGGUCUUUCUUUUUUUUUUUUCUAUUACUAAACACCCCAUUUCCAUUUCAACACCCAAUAACACAACAUGGGUUUUCCAGUCCUAUCACAUCAUGACAUUUGGAUCUGCAUAUUAACAAGGCUUGUUUUUGUUUAUAAGUGAUGUGUCUAAAUGAUCCAAAAGUAAGAGUACAUUCAGGUGGUGUGUGUUAGUUAAGCAGAGGAACAAUGAGAGCAUGGAGAAUAACGUUUCAGUGUUCCUUCUGUUUUAACAGAAAUGAAUGCAUUUAUAUUCAUUUGACUGUUUGGAUACUUCAAAUGUUUCCUAACAGACCUUUGCUUCAGUACGCACAUGCUCAAACCUUAACCUCUAGUUUCUUUAACCACCACAUGAAACCUCUGCCAUCAUUGACAGCAACACUGCACCGUCAUGAAUAAUUAAGUCAUCCUAUGUGCUCUGCUGGGAUUCCGUUGCUUCACCGACGUGCCGUGGCUUUGUUGCCUGCUGGGCCUCCCUUCAAGAUGUCAGGAUCUUUGUUCGCAGUGGUCGGUCUCAUCUGGAGAGUGCUUAUAUGCUUUCCUGUCUACAUAUUUGUGCACGGGUUGUUUAAGGUUUUGGGUUCUGUUUAGGAUGUGCCUGGAAAGUUAAAGAGAGAACUGAAGCAGGAAACGGCUGGACCUGUUAAAGCUUGAAUUUUACAUUAUUAUUAGUGAAAUAGCUCUGUUAGUGUGUGCAGAGGUGAACUUAAGCGACUGUUACUGUGCUGCAGGGUUCGAGUGAGGUCAGAGCAAAUUAACACUUCUUUGUGGCAAAGUGUUGGAGUGGGGGUGAGAGAGGAAGAGGUUUGAUCAAAGCAGCAUAAAAAUGGAGCAGACUGUUUCACACCGCUCUGUUUUCGCUCUUUUCUUAAGGUUGUUUGCAUUUUUAAUUACAACUCAAUCAAGAGCUUAACCACAGCAGCUAAUUAAUGAUCCAGUUCAAUUUAAAGCUUGUUUGCAUGCAGCUAAUGAUGACUUAUUUUCUCCGGGGGCAGAUGAGAUCAUAACCUCAAACCGAGCUGAUGUAGCUGUUGAGGUGUCGUGUUAUUCUGAUCUCAUUGCUUACAUGCAGAGCCUGUCAAAGUCACUCUUGAGCUCAGCCUGUUGCACUCUCUGAGUGGAGGCAAAAACAUGUCGGGGGGGGAAGAAGUAGUUUCUGUUUUGCCCUGCAGAGAUGUAAAAGACAGGGCCCCAGGCGGUAAAAGUUAAACCACAUUUCUGUGCCAAUUUUAGACGCAUGAGCAAGAACUCUGUAACCAACUUUCAAGAGAGUAGCUGUUGUUAGACUGGAGAGCUGCUGAGCGGGUAAACCUCAAGAGGGUAAAGGUUUCAGCUCUGUCCCUGGGAAAGAAACUGUGUUGCAUUCAGCAAUGUGUAGUUUUGCUGCACAUGUGUAGCUCUGUCUUGUUUUUGCUAUCCUGCCAGCUACCUACACAGUAGCUGAGCUGAGUCAUUGUUCGUUGGCUACAGAAGGGCCAAAAACCUGCGUCCAGCUGCAGAGAUAAUUGUUUGUCUCAGAUUAAUGAGUCUUUUUAUUCAAACCGGUCCUCCACAGAGUUCAUUUACAUCAUGGUACAUCUCUGUUUUUUUUCCUCUUUUAAAGCAUCAUUAGGACCUCAUGAUAAGGUGAAAAGCCGCAAAAAUAAGUGGUGCCAGUAGACUGGUCUGGCUUGCUUUGCUUUGCAAAUCGAACUAGUCGCUUUUUUCGCUCUUUUCAGCGCCACCUGCUGGGCAAAAUACUAUAACAUAAAAAAAACUCUGCAUCUUAUUCUGGUGUACUGGUUGCACCUGUGCAGACGACGCAGCUUACGUUUCAGAUUAGAAAAAGGUGAUAAAAUGGGGAAUUGUUGCAGGGCUUUCUGGUUUUCAUUUCUGGGCUGGAAACAGCCGUACAAAAGUGCAUCUUAUACACACAGUUUUACCCAAUUACUUAUGAUAUAGGGUGUUAAUUCUUGUUGAUUUAUGACUCAACUCUCAUAAAAUGUCAACUUUAUUGAGAAGGGUGCAGUUUGUUUUAAGAGGUCAUACAGUUUUGUAUUUUGUCUUUGUUUAACACAUGAAUACACAAAAAUUGAUAUUCAAAUUAUAUACAUAAAAUAAAGCCCCAAGAAGACAAAAAAUACGUACUUCCUGGUCUAAUCGCUUUUAUUUUGAAAGGCUUUGAAUCAACUUCAGACAAAAAAGAAAAACGUACUCCUCCUAUAUUUGCUUUUAUUUUGAAAGGCUUCAAAUCAACUUCCGGUCCUUGCAGUGGAGGUCUUCAACAAAGGGUCCUGACAAUGGAGGUCUGCAGCCAGACUGUCUGGACUUUAUUGAAAUAUGCAUCUUUCGUGUUGGGCUUGGAUAAAACUCUUAUCAAUAUUUCAUUUUUUUAAAAUGGCUCUAUCUGACAAAAUUAAGUAAUGUGAUUUAUUUUCAAUGACUUUUUUUUUUUUUUAAUGCAGUCAGCAUAGGAAACUGGGGAUGAAGCACUGUGGGGUAUUUCAGAUUCCCUCCAUCUUCCUAUCACCUGGCAAGCCUCACAGAUUGAUGAUCUACGGCUGAAUGACAGACAUUAUAUCCAAAUAUAGUAAAUGACAGAGAUCUUAUCAAUGUGCAUUUUAGCUGUUACUUCAAACUGUAUUAAAAAGCCUUCAGUGCUCUGUGGGCCCCUUUUUAUAGUUCUAUUAAAGAGUCGUGCUGAUAGCUGCAGCUUCACUCUGGGCCCAUAUUCAAAGCUGAAUCAGACAAUAGAAGUGAUUGGUCCCCAAGGAGUGACUUUGGAUUGAAAAAACACAAGAUUGGAAGUAGAGACAGUAGAUGAGGCAGAAACAGCUCGGGGCCGUGGUCUCCCAGGGGCCUCCUACUGAUAAAUGGUUCACCCCUUUUCCCUCUAACCAUCAUUAAAAAUGUCAAAUCAUUAAAAGCUGCAGCUCUAUAUAACCCUGCCUGCUCCCUCCCCAUACUCCUCUUUCCUCUGGUGAAAUGUGUUAAAUUGCACUCUGGUAUGUGUGUGAGCUAAACUGCAGUUAUCCUCCGUCAGUGUGCACUGAUUUUUCUUUUAAUUAUUGUCGGAGGAUGGAGUGACAGCAGAACAAAUACUGAAAAAUAUGUAUGAGUAAAGCAGUAAUUGAGCGGUGGUGGCAUUAAAAAAUAAAGCCUUCAACUGGGAGAACCGGAUCAGAGCUGUCAGGAGCAUCCAUUCGAACCUUUUGAAGAUGGUGCAAGAGAUUAUCAUGCAAAUCUCUGUACAGCCUGAAAAUACAGUAUGUGUGCAUGCCGAAAAGCAACAUCUCAUUGGACAGAAAACAAGGUCACAACAAUGAGCAUUAUAAGCUGAAGUUUCUUUUAAGGUAAAGCAUGUUUACAUUGCUUCAUAAGUUGUCCUGUCCUCUGUCCUCCAUCACACCUGCGACUCUGUACACUACCUUCACAAAGCAGACUGCUCUCAUUCCUAUUUUGCAAACUCUUCCAGACAGACGGGGAGCAGAGAAGGACAGAGACAGAGAUGUAACCUUGUAGCUGAUGUUUGUCGGCUGCAGAAACUCCCUCGCUGUUUUCACGGCUCACCGGGGAGCUUCGAAGGUCCUUCAGGAGGAAUUUAAGACAGAGAUAUUUGCACACAGGCAGAACAACUCUGCCACCAAAAAACAGCUAGUCUCAACCACUUAACCCUGUGUGGGCCACCUUAGUCACCUCUGGAUACUGAGGACAACACUGUCAGUUUUACAGCUCUGUACCAUUUGCUUAUAUAGUAGAAAAGUUCUGUCUUUCCCAUCCUCUUUUCGUCUGUCAACGCUUUGUUUACUAAAUGAAUGCAUUACUGAAUUACUGAAUGAUCAACUCUCGAGUUUGUUCUUAAAUCCGUGGCCCCUCUGUGCCACCCUCAGGUCGAUUUUUCUGAAUCACAUCUAAUCGUACUGAACGAGAGCCCGCCGGUUCUUCCUGGGCUGCGUGUGGGCAGACUGGGAUGAAACAGGUGGUGAGGAGUGCGGGGCAUUGGAGAGGAAGGCUACCUCGGAAGCCAUGUAAGCCCCCCUGCUGUCUCUUCAGACCACACACUAAUCGCAGCCUGGAUCAGUUAGUUGGACGUGUUUUUCUGUGAGCCUGCAUGCGCUUACUUGUUCCUCUCAUGAUAAUGUGGCAGAAAAGCUUCCUUCUGCUAUUUCACUGCUCAGUGGAUCAUUUAAGAUCAUUUUACAUAGCUUAAAAGACACGUUUAAACUAGGAAUGGGCAUUAAAAGACAGUCCCUUGAUCGAUUAAUCACAUAAAUCAAUGAUCAAUCAUUGAUUUGAUCAUCUUUUAUUAUGCUAAUGGCAGAAAAUACACAAAAAACACCCCCACCCACACCCCCAGACUGCGUUCUACAUGCUUACUCACCAUGCUUCUUACAAUAGCAACAAUUUUUUCCUCAUUUAUGAAAUGCUAAAAUCAGGGACAUUUCCGAGGACAACUUUAGCCAAGAACAGGUCAUCCAAAAACGGGGACUAUCCCCUGGAAUCAGGGACCUCUGGUCACUCUACAGAGCCUCCUUGCUAGUACGGAGCUGAUGGUAGGUUGAGACUGAGAGCACUUGGAGGAUUCAUUAACCUCAGUUGGAUGUUCAUGUGCUACAUCACUGGGGCCGUUGACGUGUUUUACUUGUACACGGCAUUGCAGUGUCUGCAGCAACACCAAUCAUUUUUCUGCUCAAAAUGGUCCCAUUUCUUCUAUGGAAGCUCGCUGAUGCUGUAUCACUCCCCUUUAAAAUGUCAAAAUCCUUCACACUGUGAUAGUCACUGCAGUGCUUCAACACACGCACACACACCAACUGGACAAGGAGGGUAUCCCUCCUGAUCAACAGAGGUUGAUCUUUGCUGGAAAACAGCUAGAGGAUUGACGCACGCUGUCAGCCCUUUUUAAUAACAUUAGAGCAAUCAAAAUUUUGCUUGAUCAGUGUUAUUCUUAAUGAUCAAUUAAUCAGUCAUCAAUUAAUCAUGCCCAUUCCUAGUUUAAACUAUAUUGUUGCCAUAGUUAUACUCUUGUUUGUAUAGGACUUGGUGACAUGGCAGAAAAUAAUUGUAUUCACUAGUUUGAUUUCUGGUGACUCAAUAGUUUUUCAUCUAGAAUAUUACAGUAGUGGUUAGUGGUGGUAGAGGUAAACUGCUCUCGCUCCAGAAGUGAACGCAGGAUGUCUGGUGAAGGGUCUGCUAAUCCUGUAAUUAUAUAUAUAAAAAAAAAAAAACUCCUGAAAACCUCCCAAAGUUUUCAGAGAGAGAGAUCUGCAUGUGCAGAUGCAAACAGCCAAAGUUUUCACUACAAAUUUACGAAGACUUUUUACAGCCAGCCCCCAGAAAAAUGCUCACCAGAGGUUGAAGUGAGGUCAGACGUGAGAACAUGUUAUGAAAUAUUCACUGGUAGCAAGCGGACAAGGGUGAUGAUGAUAAUGUGUUGUGAUCAGCGCAGGAGGUUAAAACCUGGAUGGAUUUAUAGAUGCAUAAAAACCUCCUGAUUUUACAAUGAGAGACCUGCAAAGAUACUUGGCAUGGAGAGGUUUAAAUUUCAGGAGUCUGGAUGCAAAAGCGGCUUGUUUAUAAAUUUGUUUUUCUGUAAUGUCAGCACUUUCCAGAUGUUUCAGGAUAACUAGUUUACCUUAUCCGUGUCUAUUUUGCCUCUUUGUUUUCACCCUUUAUUCCUUAUUUUACUGUGCUCUCACAGCUCAAACAGGGUUUUACUGUUGGCACUAACUUCCAUCAUGCUGGCACACGCACCAUUUCCGUCAUGUGAGCGGCUGUUUUCUCUCUCUGGAUCCAGUUCAAUCUUCAGUUUUUGUCAUAAUUGAUUCAUCGAUUCGUCACUCAGCUAUAUCACAUCAGUGCCAGACUGGACGCGACUUUACUUCCUUGUUAAUCAUCUCUUUAUUGAGCUCGUAUUAGCAGGCAGGCUGAUAGGCUUUACGAGGCCCUGAUGACCUAGGGGUCAUCAGAUUUUGGGUGGGGCUGUUGCUUUUGUCUUUGUGAUCCCUUUGCUCAGUGUGAGACUCCACAAGGCCUCCCUGAUAACAGAUUAGUCUCACAGAGGCCAAACAUGCCCUCUGUUGCUCAUUUGAAUGCAUAAUUAACACGAUAACAGCCUUUGCUGAACUGUGUGUUGGUAUGUUAGAGGGACUGAGGCGAGAAGAGAGGCAGUUUGUGAUGUUGUGUUAUGUGCUGCAUACUGUGCAUGAACACUGAGAAGCAGGUCACUGUGGGGGGAAGCUUUAACUCUUUUUUUUAUUCAUCAUAAACUCUGAUUAAAGGGACAGUUUUCAUCAUUUGGUAGAAACUGGUCGGUGUCUGAAUGUCAGAACCAAUUUUUGACAUGUGCAUGUAGAUUCAUUGGUUGCUCAAGCGCUCCGAAAACUUGUAACAGUGGAGUUGCUCUUGUUAAUGAAGAGCAGGCAGUACUGUGUGUGUGCUGUUUUGAACAGAUGGACCUUGAGAGGAGUAAAGCUGUGUUCGACCACAGGGAGAAAUGUUGGCACUGAUGCUGCUGCAGGGCUCCCCUCCUGUCCGUCACACACGCUGCUCUCCGGGCUGCAGUGAUUCUCAUCAAAACAGGAUGAUCCAGACUGGACGAUAAUUGUUGCCCCUGUUCCGCUGGUUUGAGAUUAAGAUGUACUUCUUAGGUCUCAGCUUCUUUUAAUUAAACCUUUGUGUCUUCUCUCAACAGGAAGGAGCCACAGCUUGAUAGCGUGACCUUUGCCCCGUCGACUCAGCAGUGAUGCACUUCUCUGGAGACACCCGCACGCAGAUGGAUUAAGAGGUGAGUUUCCAGUCCCUCCAUGCUUUCAUUACCCUGUUUUGUUUUCUUAUCUGUGUGUGAUGAAACCCUAGAGCUGGUCAGAGCUUUGUGUCGUGGUGCAUUGGUGCUGACGGAGGAUUGACAUUCUGUAUAUUCAGCUUUCACUGGGAACAACAAGCGUUUGAUACGCCUUUUGGAAAGUAUCCCACUGCUGAUGGGAAGUGGUUGGUUGUUAAUGAUGCAAAGACAGACCGAUGUAAGUGAUCUAUUUCACAGUCUAUACACCAGCUGCUGGAACCUGAUCACGCUGGUUUGAGUUUACCUGCAGGCCCGGGGAAACCUAUCCGAGGCGGCUGCUGAAUAUUUCAACAGUGCUGUCAGCUGGCCUGUAUAUUUUCAGGUUUGGUGUUUCUCAAUGUAUACUUGAUGAAUAUCACGCAGAGUCUUCGGGGCUAAGGUCAAACACAUAUCACAAUCAUCAAACCAUUCAGUAGAAGUUUUGGCGCUGUGAGCAGGUGCGAAGUCUCAUUGGGAAAGAAAAUCAUCAUUUUAGGAAAGAAAAGCUCUGAAACCUCCUGGUUGACGACUGCGUUGACCUUAGACAUUGACACCUGAUAUUGUGGGGGGGGGGUUUAUGAGUGGUCAUAUAUCUCUAUUGGGAAAUUGGGGGUUUGAUCUAAGGUCCCACUGUCCACACUCUUAAGUAUCCUCAGGCAAACAAUUAACCCCUUAUACUGCUCUUAUUGGCUGCUUCCGGCAGUAUGAAGAUAGGAUUAGCUUACACUGAUGGACGCUUUAUACAGCAGCUUCUGCCUCCACUGCAUGAAUGUGUUGUGAAUGAGUGAACAUAGUCAGGAGUCUAGAGAAAGAGAGAUAUUAACAUAGUCCAUCAUCUAUUUUACCAUUUCACUGAGCUUCAAAACUGGAUCGAACCUGCAGCCCUAUGACUGACAGCCCACAUCCUGUGAUGCAGCGUCAGCGCUUCUGCACAGCCGUUAAGAUAAUAUAUCCCUGAGCCUUAUUAUUGCUAACUCACACACAACUCACCAAAAGGAUAUUAAAAGCUUUCUGGAAAUCAAUUUAGACCCCACUUUAAGCAAGCCAAAGGAACCCUGUAAUAAAUCCAUGUGGCUGAGGUUGCUGUGUUGCUUUUGAAACAUGUGAACCACAUUCAAACAGUAAGGUGGUUUCUGUGCAACGCUGACCAAACGAAAACACAAUGCGCUCUUUGUGUUCAGAGGAGAUUAGAUGAAAGUCUGGUUUACUUAUUGACUCUGGAACCCAAACCUCAGAUAAUAAACACUGACCAUAUCGAGUUACAGUGACACUCGCAGACACUCUUGGCAUAGCCAGUCUGCAAAUAUUACAUAACAUAAAAUCUAGGGUACCAAAAAAAGAGCUAAAAACCUUUAAACAUGAGCAGAAACUCAGUUUGGCAGAAGAAAAGAUGAGGAAAGACAAAAGUCCUCUUUCUGAUGGAUAGGUAGGUAGGCGGGGAAUUUAAAUAAUCUACCUUAAACAGCUGAUCUAAUUUUAUUAAAAACACUUAAUUCUGCCUGAAAUUAAAUGAAACACCUCCUGGGCGCUGUCCAAUUGCAAACAUCAGGUGUUCAUCUGCAAGUCGAUAAAAUGACUCACUGCGAUGUGCCAUAUCAGGAGCUCUGGCUAACACUUCCACUCUGCAGCAUAAGGUCCUGUCUAAGCGUGUUUGCACUUCAUAUAACAUAGCAGCCACAGCAGUGGGAUUUUCACAUCAGGAAACAGGCAGCUAUAGUGAACUCAGUGACCUCUUCACCCUGUCAGCUUCCUUAUUAUCCUCACUCAUGUACUGGAGCGCAUGUAACGGAUCCUUCAGUGGCCGUGACGGCCUGAAAAGGAUCAGACGAUGGUUGGAAGUCCAAAGAAAAACCAUGUCUGGAAUGUUCUCUGGCGCAUUGCAGCUCGUCUAAUCACAUCAGCGUGUGAAGAGGCUGAUUGUGUGGUCAGCAUGCACAUGUGUAUUCAGGCUUAUGAAAGAAUAACAAAGAGUCAAGCAACCAGCAGACUUUUCCAAGCUGAUAGACACCCAGCUUGUUUAGUUUAUCAGUCCAGGUCAGUUAAUCCUGACCAAAGUUAUCUCAGCGCACUCCCAUACUGAGGUCAUAUCUUGACCUUAUAGUUCGACAUGCUCCAAGACAUCCAGUUCACUCAGUUUGCUCUCGUCUCUGAGUUAGUCUGUGCAAUACCAGGGGGAGACGUGUUUAUAUGCAGCAGGUAAUAGUCAGGAACGUGGGUGAAGUUUUCACGCUGAGCUGAGUUUUGCUGCUUUACACCCUAAAAGCACUUGCAUGUCUUUACUACAUGUUUAAUAUGACGAUCAAUGAUAGAAAAUAUCAGGAUCUGAACAGCCUGGGUUGUCUGAAUGCUGUGAAAAAAACCUCAUGUGGUGAUUUGUUUUCUUUUCCUGAUUGUUUUGGGGUGUGCGAGGUAGAAGAGCUGCCGGCUGAUGCUUCCUCGCUCGUCACACAGCACCAUGAAAAGAUCUCUGUCUUCCCUCAAACACUCAGGAGACAUUACCAUGGCAGCAGGGUUUACUUUCUAUGUGUCUGCUGUUUGGAUUACAGCAGCGAAAGUGUGUAUAAGAGAGGAGGAGAGGAUUCUCAGAGAGGAUUUUUGGCUCCUGCUUCCAACACGUGGCUGCCAGUAGAUUCUCCUCCUGAGUGAACGGAGACACGGAGACGGCUAAGUGCUGCUCAUCUUCAGCUCGGAGCAGGAAGUCAUUUGGACAAAAUGGGUCUUUUAUUGACUGACCCUCUACCUUGACUGACUAGACUCUUCGAUCUGAGAGUCUUUGGUCUACUGUUUAUGAAGGAUGAAAGGAAGAAAAAUGUUUGAUGUUUGUGGUCAUCACUCAGCUGAUACCCUUUUAUACCUUUUUUACGUCUGUCUGCGUUCAAGGUCUAAAAUGAAGUAUGUUUCACUCUGUUAUUGUGGUGUCUGUCUUUCACUCUCCAGUCUACUUUCUUGCCAGUUCUCCUAGUCUUUGUUUUUUCACCAUCUCUCAGUCCUUGAUUUCAGAGUCAGACAGUUUGGAACUUUUUCCUAAACAUCUGCAAAGAAUAUCAGGUAAUCUCUGCACACAAUGAAACAUGCAGUUUUAAUCGCAGUAAGUUCCAUCAAGGUGAACGUUGUCGCUGUCCGAUGAAAAACACGUAUCUGCACUUUUAGCGAUCUGGACUUUUUUUCAAUACAUGCAUGGUCCAUAAUCUUCCCUAACAACCUGUAGUUUUGGGUAUCCAAAUGACUGAUGAUAGACAUUUUAUAACAUCAUCCUUUUAACAAGUGUAACAUUGGGUGUCGGAAGUGUCAACAAAGCACGUAUCUCCCAGUCUGGCCCUGCGUUGUCGUGUCAGCCAACAGACUUUACACUGUGACAGGUUCAUUUCAGUCCAGGGUAAUUUUAUGCUAAUGUCGCCACAACUACUGAUGCUGACCUAAAACCUUUUUCUAACUAUGACGGUGUUGCUUACCUGUAGGUUGAAUUUUUUUAAGCCAAAGUUUAUCCCCAGAGGCAAAGCUGCUGCUGUUUUCUCUUUCACACUCGGUCGAGGACCAUAGUGCAUGUUAAAUUGAGAGCCGCGACUCAAAAAGGUUGGCAAUCAAUGUGCUAUGUGCAAAUGUAGGAUAGCCGGCUAUGAAUAGUUUAUCAACAUAGUGGGACAUAAACAGGAUACUUGAAACUUGUAAAUAACUGGAAGUCAUUAGAGCGCAUUAUGUAAAAAAACACGUGUCCACUAUCACUCACAAUGCAAAGUACGUUAGUCCGUUUAAAAUAUCAAACAGGUCACUGAUGACUGUGUAAAUAUAGAUUUUUAUUUUGGGUCCUAAUUGUGUCUAAUUACAAUGUUCUGGGUUGAUUUUGAAAAGUAGUCUAUGAACAAAUUUUUUUUUAAUUUCUGAAAAAAACACAAUUUUUAGAAAUACAUGUUUUUAAUUGGACAGUGACAAUUUGUAACUCUACUUUCCUGUCGAGACCCGUCAAAAAGAGAGGCCUGCAGAAACCAAUUAAUGAUUUAAUUCAAAACUAGAGAGUUUAAUUUUGCUCAGUGUUUAACAAACUUUAAAAUCUAAAAAAGUACAGCUUAAAGUUAUUUCUGUCAAAAUUCUUCUUCAAAUGUUUUAAAAAUACUCAAACCUUUACAUCCACAAUUAAAGCUUGUGGCUGGCCUUCUGUUCUUGUCCCAGUUUAUAAGCAUCUUCCUCCAGGUGUCAUGCUCCCUUUAAGCUUGUUCCUACAUGGUCGUUCCGCAGAUUUGACUCACAACAUUUUGUAAUAAUCAUCAUGUGUUUGAGAGUGGUUAACACGAUGGACAAACUCUUCCUCUUGUACGAUGCAACAGUUUUAUAUUUUCACUCUUUUUUUCCUUACUCUGUUCAUUUUAAAGCAUGGUGUGGAAACUGUAGAGCAUGAAUAGGUGCCAUUUUUAGUCCAAUGGAGAAUAUAUUGUACAUGAAAGCGAAAGACCCUAAGAAGUUGGAUUUUGUGCAUAUCUAGUUGGCUUUAAAGGUAUUUUAAAAAUCCAGUUUCAGUUGGAUUUGAGCCUAAUCUGGUAGAUGUGGGUUUCAGGAGCCAUCAGCUCUGAGAAUGGACCAUUUUAUCUUGUGCAACAGUUUUCAGUCACAUCUAGGACACCUCAUGAUCCCCUGACAGAAAGUCAGACAUGUUUGAGGUUUCUUUCUUCCACCUACUGAUUGUCUAUCACCUCAGCGAUGGUGACCAAUGAGAACACAGAGCACCAUGCAACCCACAAAUACACAGUGUAAAUGAACUUCCCGCCCACUCCUCCUGUUCUCUACAAAAGGUCAUCCGGCGUCCUGCUGGACUCGUAUCAACACACCAACAGGUCAGAACAAGGUCUCUAGUCCUGCAGCAGCCUCCGGUUUGGGCCGCUGCUGGCAGUUCUGUAUUGGAUGUGGUGAGUGUGCAGUUUUUGUACAGUGGCAGCUCCAUCAUAGUUUACUUUAAUGUUAAUGUAUGCAGAACUCAGCAUGAAACCCUCUUUAGAUGGGAGCGGGAGGAGAGGGAUGCUGUUGUGCAUUAGCCUAAAGGGGAAGGGAGGGGAGGUAACAAGCUAGAGGAGGGCUUUCUUGUCUCCAGUGGGAGAAAGAUGAGAGGCAGAGAGAGGGGAUGUAUAGAUAGACAGCGGGGGAUGGUGUCAGGAGAAAGACUGCUUGGGUGGGGUACCUUGUCCUCACAAAGCCUAUCAUGCAUACAUUAUCACUGAGUCAGGCUGGAACGACUUAUAAAGACUUGAGAGACAAUACUUAGGCCCCAACUACACAAAUGCGGAUAUAUUUCAAACCGCACAUAUUUCCGAUUUGGCCUUCCUACCACACCAAAACGGGAGUUUGGAACACUCAAACCAGAUAAAUCUGAAUCCGAAAAAACAAGUGGAGAAAUAAAAAAAUAUCCGUAUAAGUGGAUUCGUGUGGUUGGACUUUUACGGAUCGAUGACGUCAAACUGCAGCUCGCGCAUUCGAAUUAAAAAGAAAUACAACAACAACGAUGGCGGACAUACAGGGUAUUCUUUACGUUUGUUUUGCCCUUUUUAGGGCUAAUUUCAGCCUUGAAAAUGAACCUUGUUUUAUACAAUUACAUCCACCAGUCAGCCAGCUCACAGAGGCGUCUGCUUUGUUAUAGCCGCCACACUGUCACAUGGACCCGACGCACUAGCAUAGCUCCCGCAAACAAUGCAUGACGCAUCACGCUGUUACGAUUCAUCGGCCAAUCAGGUAGCUUUGUUCCUGAAUUUUUUUUAAGCGGCACCAGAUAGGAUUGAGUUUGAAGGCUACGUGUGGACGCAGAUAUUUUUGAGAACUAACACGUGUGGACAGAUACAUUUAUUUAGACGGGAGUACAAAAAUAUCCUGAUAAAUAAAUAUCUAUAUACGUGUAGUCCGGGCCUUAGUUGGAUGAUGCAGCGUAUUCAAGUCUGCAGUGGAUCCUUGAAUUCUUGUUAAUUUUUGUUUUGUGUCUCAGUCACAGGGGGAACUCUCUUGACCUUAAGUUUCCUCUGCUAUUUUAAUCCAUGUUGCAUCAAUAGUACAAGUAAUGUGACUGAACUGUGCUCCACUGUUUGUUGUCACUCUUUGAACAUCCUCUGUGGGGAUUUUAUUAAUAACUUUCCCUCAUUGGCUCUAUUCUCGGGAGACUGGAGGUGGCGAGGUAAAUGCUGCCGUUAUCAGCUCCGCACCGCCUGCAGUCUGUGCACCAUAAAUAACAACAAAAUAAAAGAGUCUGAGUUAAAAUCACAAGAUUGAAUGACAUGUAUAUACAUUUCAGACAUGAUUCAUUUGAUGUUGUUCAGGGGGGAUGACGCUGCUCUCAUGCACAGCGAUUUCAGCGGGUAGACUGUGUUCGAGUUUGGAGCUGGGGGAUGAAGUGGUAAUGACAAUUAUCAUAAUGGAACUUUUAUUAAAGUUAUAAAAAAUGCAAUCAGGAUAACAUUAUAUCCUAAUUCAGAAUAUGAUCAAACUAGGCUAAAAACCAGGAUAAUGCUAUGUCCAUGUAAACACUCUCACUGUUUAAUUAAAAGUUUAAGUCAAUGGUUUGUUUGCAAUUUUUAAUUGAUUUGUUAUUUGUUUAAUGGAAAAACGACUUUUUAAAGUCUGUUUCUGCAACAGCUACCUUGCAGGAUUUUUCUUCCCUGACAUUAAAAAGUUCAUUUGACAGAAUGCCCCUUUUAAUAUUUGGCUUUGUUGGAAUUUGCUGUCAUAAUCCAGGUUUUGAACCCAGAUUAACACAUUACAUUUGAAUGCAACAAACUCCAAACUGCUUCUAACUGGAAUGAUCCACAACUCGGUGCACGGUGAAAAAGGAGCUGCAAAUGUGGGAGGACUCUGUGUGUGUGUGUGUGUGUGUGUGUGUGUGUUUGCAUUUAUUUCCACCGUCUGUGAGAGUGGGUGGUUGUGUGCUGCUUGGGAAAGACUUUGAGCACCAAGCCCUCCCCUUCUCGCUCGUUCGCUCGCCCUCUCUUUCUCUUUCCCUCUCUUUCCUCCUCCCUCUAGCAGCUGUUUUCCUGCCUUCUCUGGGAACUGGAGCCAGGCUGUUUCCCCUCCGAUCUUUGCGUCACAAGCAGGAACUCACCGACUUACCGACACAAACACACACACUCACACACACACACACACACACACACACACACACACACUUCUCUCUCUUUCUGUCUCUGCCCUGUCCCACUCUCGUCUGGCUGUUGACUGCGUGUUGACCUCAUUUUGGACUACAGACUGAGGAGCAAGUAUUCCCACUCCUCUACUUGGCUGCUGUGAUAGCGUGUUCACGUUGCUGUGUGAGAGCCGCCGGGCUGUUGGGAGAAAUGCUUUCAUGGUAAGAUGUUUCUUCCCACCUCAGAGACCACUCCUGUGUCUUGACCUCUUGUUUGUGCUGCUUCCAGUCGGGGACUUUUACGAAGGUUUCCCGUCUCUCAGUUGGCAAGAUUGUUGCUGAGCCUCUGCCGGAUUGUCGGCUCUCUAAAGUCUUUACAACUUCGCUAAAGUAUCCUGCUGUCUCGGAGCAGUACCCUUAUGAGUGCUACAAAAUGUUAAAUCCGCAGGGUCUCCAAAGUGAAACUGUGCUGGGGUUGAAAAGUUCUGGUUUUGGUCAGGGCUGUUAUUGUUUCUGUGUGGCUUCACUUCAUAUUCUCCUCAUGCCCAAUCGUCACAUCUCUACUUGUUUGGCUCUGCAUGCAAAGUGGAGAAACUGAGUCAGGUGACAGGUCCAGUAGGUCUGUAGCUGCUAGUCUGAGCCCUUCAGUGUAGCGUUUCACACACGUGAGUAACCGGGAGGCGGGACAGUCACACACUUACCCAUGAUGGACGACUUUGUGGAUUGUGUUUCAGCGCUGACACACCAGGCCUGUUAAUCCCAACUUGUAAUUACAGUAGGCAGAGCCAGCCGUCAUCUGAUUGAGCUGCUGUGUAAACACGGGUCGCAGCAGAACAAACAAUACCUCAUUUGUCGAGCAAGUUUUAAGCCGUCUUUGAAGUGUUGCAAGGAUAGAAAUCAGAAUAUGUGAUUCCAGCGACCUGUUUGAGGGAAUAUACUGUGGCUUUGUUUUUCGCAGGAGGCUGCAACACAAACUACAGGAUAAUUUUAAGAUGUUUGAAAGGAUGAGAGAGGAUCAUUAAACUCCUAUUUUAAUAAGUAUUCCAUGUUUAUUGAACUUUUUGUGUUGUUGGAAUUUGACUCUCUAUUCCCGACACUGUCAGAAGUUUAAGGCCUGUGGUUUUUGACCUGCACGUCAGGUAAUACGUCAUAAAGUUUUGGAUUGACAGGAAAAGAUCUCAGUGCUGUCUGGAUCAGCCCGACAACUCUCUGAGUAGACCUCACGGUGCUCAGAAUACUGCAGACAGACUGACUGAUGAGUGAAACAUCCCCUGUUUAAAGCAACGUUUCACCUCCAGGCGACAGGCGGUAAAUAUAAACCUGAAUGUUAUUUAUGAAUGUGGACCAAAUAAGAGCCCAAUAUUACUGGAAAUUAAUGUUUUAAAAACUGUCUGUAACUCUGGAAAUCCUGUAAUCUUCAUCAUUAACAGUAAAUCUGCUUAAAUGCUGCAACAGUAGUUUUUGUCUCAUUUUGCUUUGCUUCAUUUUUUUCAUUUUGCUGGGAUUUAGAAAGCAUGCAUUUAUGCAGCAUGAUGAAAAUCAACCUGUAUUAGUGUUUCGUGCUUUUUAUUUUACCGCAGGCUUCUGAAACUGUCCUUGCUCCCACCUCCGCUUUCGCGCAGCAGCCCCUAACCCCUCAGCCUCCCUCUGUUGGUUCCUGUACUUGUCGCUUCAGCGAAUUGGCAUCUUAAAGACUGUAGCAUGAAUCUAAACGUACAGAUAACCCCCUUUAUAAAGCAGGUCUCAGUAAUUAUAAUAUCUUGGUUGGUUUUCUAAGAGUGUCUCUUUACUCCCCGCUCCAAAUAAAAACUGUCCUUUUUGUCAGCUCAUGGUUCAGUGAAGCACAGAUGACAGACGUAGAUGCUCCUGCAUGUGUCGUCAGUCCUCCCAUCUGAUGUUGCAAAGCUAAUGUGCAGAUAAUAGGGUCUGUGUGUGUGUGUUGGUGAUACUUCAAAGCUGCUGCAUUACCAGUCUGUCUUUGUUUGCGCUAAAGUGGAGUGAGUGUGUGUGUACAUGUGACUUAGCUUCUUACUGAAUGAGGGUUGCUUGCGUGAAGACCGUCUGUGCGUGUUUGAUAUGCUAACAAUGGUUGUUCCUUUUGGACUGUUUAUAUUAAACUCCAAUAUCAUGUGCUGAGGCCCUGAAAUUAAAGCUCCAGUGAGGAACUUUUGUUGUCACUUUUGUCACCCCUGUGGACAGGUCUUACCUUUUUUUGCCUUCUGCAUGUUUAAGUAGAAUCUUCUUACAAAAAAGGGUUAUUCCGCAGACUUUUAAAAGAAUAACCUAAAACUGCCCUCCUUGCACCAUAGUCAGGCUUUAAAAAUAGCAACAUUUAAAUUGCCAAUCUUAUCGCUGAUGGUCGUGUUCACUUUUGUAAGUCACAAAUGUGAAUCAUUAUGCAUUUGGGUCUCUCUCAUGAGCACAGAAAACCUCCUCAGAAGAGCUUUAAGUUCUGUUUUUAUUAUUGCAUUUGAAAGGUUAUAUUUAAUGUCUCGAAAGGCCCCUUUUAAAACGUUAAUAAAAGAGUUAUUUUAGUUUUAAUUUUCCAUUGUUAGAUGGAGGUCGUAAGAAAAGGUAAUGUCAGUGGCCAUAGCUGAAAUACUAUGGCUUAAAUAUAGCUUAAAUACUAUCGUAGCUCAAACAUAUCCUAAAUACUAUCCUAGUACUUCUUAAGUGUAGCAGCAUUUUACCCUCAACUUUACAAAGCCCUUUGAAGCAGAUCUUUCUCACUUUGCUAGACUGCUGCUGCUGAUGCAUUAGGUGAGAUAUCCUAUACAUAAAAAGAAGUGUACACCCCCCUCUUUCUUAACUGCAGAGCGUGAGGCGGUACAUCCUCAACAAAAUGUGCAAUAGUGGUACAUGCUUUCCACAGGUGGAGAGGAGAGUAGGGAGAGGAGCAGGAGCACUAAUGAGCUUAUGAAUGCUAAAAAGUGAGAGACAUGUUCCUGAACCAUAAUAAAAUCCAAGCCCCAGCCUGGAUGUUAUAAAAGAUGCCCCAUAAAAGCUUAGGGAGACCAGCUGAUUUAUUAGAUCAGCAGCCUGUGAUAAAAUGUGAGCGAUAAAGAGCUCAGAUCCUCCAGUACUUUACAACACAGUGAAAUCUGACAUUUAAUUUAACAAGUAUUUUCACCAAAAUGAAGCCAGAGCUCUCAAAGUAAAGUGAUGCAUUGGUCUGUACAUAUGACUAUUAAAAAAAUGUAAAUAAAGCAUAAAGGAGCGUAAGUUAACUGAUCAAAACAAAUCUGGUUGGGAGAGAUGUAAUAGGUUUGCUUUGUGCACUUCUAAAAGGGCACUUAUAAAAAAAGGACAAUACUGACUGUCCAAACUUUUGACAGUGGAAAUCCAAAUAUUUUCCUCUCCCCACUCUGCCGCCUCCAGACCAAAACUUCACAAUCAGUUUUUAAACGGAGAUGCUGACAGAUUUUCUUUUUACUUCUUGACUUCGAAAAACAAACACUGUAAUCCCCAGUAACUGAUGCAGAAAGUCAGCAAAACCUGAUCUGUUUUUCUUUGUCAUCUGUGAAUCAAAUUGUGAUUAAAGGCAUUUUUUUUUCCUUUAUUGAAACCAGUUACUUAAGUAGAAGUUUCUGUUGUGAUAUUUUAACCUCGUAGGACACUAUAAAACCAGGUCUUUGACAGCCCUAAUGCCCAGAAUGAAAAACUAAAUCUUGAUCAGUUUAAUAACACAAUAAUUGACUUGAACUCCAGCAAUAGAAGAGAAGCUUUAAGAGCUUUAAUAGCAGCAGAUUGACUCCUAAUUUAGUAACAAGUGCACGGUCUCUGCUUGGCUGGAUUGCAGACAUCUUUAUAUGACAUCGUAUAUACUGGAAAUUAAUCGGUUGAUGUAACUCUGGAGGGCAGAUCUGAAACCGAAGUGAUUUCUCUCAUCACAUUUCCCCUCCCGUCUCCGCCCGAUCACCAUGAAUCAUUCCUCUCUGUCCUGCUUUCUAAUUGUUUGACCUGCAGGUUCCAUUCCCUGAUGGGUUAGCAGUGCGCUUGAACAGCCACCAGCUAAAUGAUGGCGGCGAGGCGUCGUAUUUGUCAUGUAUGUUGCAUGUACACGUUCCGAAAUGUGAGCCGGGCGGUCGAUAGCAGCUGAGAUUAGUCUGUGCCUGUGACUGUGUUGUGCUGUGUGAUAAAUAUUCCUGUCAUUUGUCCGAAAAUGGUCUCAUGCCUCAUGUCAGCUGCUGUAAAUUAAUUAUUAUGGAAAUGCAGAGCCCGUCACCCUUCAUGGCUCGUGGUCAGGAGAUAGUGUUCUGCAAAUAACUUCCUCUGCUGGGAGGCGUGUAUGUUGUAUUUUCAGGCUGGUGCGUGGUGUUGUCAAAGCUGUUACCCAUUUAUCACGUUGUCGUUCAUUAUAUUUCUAUCUUGACCUCAAGUCCCCUCUCACCUCAGCAAUUCAAAAGCGGAAACUAAGGCUUCGCCCAGUCAAAGUCGAACUUUGACAGUUGUACAGUCAUGUUGUUGCUGUGUGACCUGAAUGAAGGGUCACAAACAACCUUAUGUUGGUGGUUUUCAACUAAUCUAAUAGUGUACUAUGAAAUCAAGUUUUUGCUUGAUUAAUUAAACUCAGUUAUGUUAUGUUAAAUACAUCAGCCACAGGUCCUUCUUUUUGAAUCAAAGGACUGGGCCAUAAUCCGAGAGGAGAAGUUUGACCUAAGACAAGCUGCAGCCAGAACUGGAAUUGAAUUAGGGGUGGGAGAAAAAAAUUGAUACAACAUAAUAUUGCGAUAUUUUGCCUUGUGAUAUAUCUUAUCAUCUCAAUGACGAAGUAUCGUUUUUUUUGUUUUUUUUUCAAAUUAACUGUUUACGUGAAGUCAAAUCUCUGAUAAUGGAAAAUAAUAUCAACUGUUUGUCCAGUGAGGUUGGCAGAGGUGACAUCAUAGAGCAGGAGAAAGCUAGUGCACAAAAUAUAGCAGCACCUGGGGAAAGACAUUAGGAAUGCAAGCAGAGCACAAAUGAGAGUGUUUGAAAAACACAAUAAUAUCGUAUCGUGGCCUAGGUAUCAUGAUAAAAACGUAUCAUGGGGCCACUGGUGAUUCCCACCCCUAGAUGUAAUAUGCAAAUCUGAUUUAGGAGGAAAAAAUAUAUAUACAUAAUUUUGUUUUAUCAUUAUUUCUGCACAUUUUCUGAACUUGCAGAUGGUACCUUAAACAUUGCAGUACCUUCAUAUUUCAGCACGACAAUGACAAACCACUUUCUGCAGGGAUUACAACAGCAUGGCUCUGUAGUAAAAGAGUCCUGGCGCUGAACUGACCCUCUUAUGUGUCCCCCAUUGAAAACAGAUUAAACUGUACUUUGGUUCCAAAAAAUAGGACAGAGGAGACCCUAAACUGUUGAGCAGCUAAAUCCUUCAUCAGGCGAGAAUGUGAGAACUCCUCUUAUACAUGCAUUACAUUUACGUCUUUGUCCAUUUGUUCCAGUCCAUUCUGUAAACACACGCACGCACUUCCCCUGGUGGGCCAGUCCCAGGUUCUCUUCUGUACUUUCCCUGGAAGAACCAUGAGGAGUCCUUUCCUGAGAAACUGUAGGGGAGGCUGAAAAACAUUGAAGGGACUGCAUAUAAAACAGAGCAGUGGAGGAUUUGUACUGUACUGUACUGUACUAUACAUCUGGAACAGCUUCUCAUGUCUUCUGGGAAACUCUGCGUGUGUUUGGAAGUGGCGUGGGGCUCAGCUCACUGUGUACGUACACUCCACAUGUUCUUAUAGGGAAAAUAUCAAUUGCAUCACAUUAGUUGGCUUGGAAAAAGAAAGUGUAACUUGUAUGGUUGUAUUCAGCCAAAAUCAGCAAGUUUCUGCAAAGUCCAGCCCUGUCUACUUUAAUGUUUAAUCACUGGAGUGUCGUAUUAAAAAAAGGCACUCUCCUCUGAAUAGUGGUGUUAAAUAUGCAUGCUUUGCUGUAAAUGGUAGAAUCCGCAUUAGUUGGCAUUGGUUUGAAAUUCAAACAAAGCCUGAUGGGGUGGUCUCUGAUGGGGACAAAUCUAAGUAAUGAGUGCAGUUAAUUCCUGCAGCUGUCAGCGCCGUUGUUGUGUAAUGAGCUAGCUCACAUGUGAAGCCAGCUGUUAUUACAGUUACAGUACAGUUUGACACUUGAACACCAAAACAAAAAGAUGCUUCACACACGAGGAAAUUCAUAAAUGUGUGUUUGUGUGUGUGUGCACGCUCUGGACUGACAGCUGAAGAGAAAAAACUAGUCCUGCAGUAAAGCCGAUUUGGUCCAUUAUUUCUCCUCCUCUGUCAUUUUCCUUUCUCUCUGCAGCUUUGAAGGGAAUCCAGCUCUCUGUUGGCCAAAACUCUGCCUGUGUUCAUGCUGCUGUCUGUGUUUUAUAAGUUUUAAAGAUUUCCUCUUGUAUAAAAAUGCGUAUGGUCUUCAUCAGUGUUGGAUAAACGCUCACCUGACUUUGAUAAUGUAAGCUGGAGCACUUUCUAACGUACGUAUCAGUGACAGAGCAGCUGUUUGUGUUGUUGUGUCAGUAAUAAGCCAGAGUUAAACUUCAUCAGGCUUUUGUUUUGUGUGUUUUCAGGACUGUGGUUCCCCCUGGCUGAAGCCAGCCUGCAUCCCAACAUAUUGCACCACCCAGGGCCUGCUGUGUCACCACUGCGCCCAUGAGGUAACCUCAGGACUCACGGCCCCCUCAUUACCACCCUCGGUCUGUCCAUCACCCUCCCCCUCUGUUCCUUCCUCCCUCUGACCCUCCCAGCCAUGGGCCAGAAGAUCUCUGGCAGUAUCAAAUCUGUGGAUGUUCGCGGAGAGCCGUCGUACCGCCCGGUGCGCCGUGAACUGAGGGGCCCUGAUUUCUGUCGGCCCCCUAGACUGGAUUUACUACUGGACAUGCCACCAGCCAGUACUGAGACUCAGCUUCACCACGCCUGGAACCCGGAUGACCGGUCUCUCAACGUCUUUGUCAAAGAGGACGACAAGCUGACAUUUCAUCGGCACCCGGUGGCACAGAGCACAGACUGUAUCCGAGGGAAGGUGGGCUACACCAGGGGCCUCCACGUUUGGAGGAUCCACUGGCCGGCCAGACAGCGAGGCACACAUGCCGUUGUGGGCGUGGGCACUGCUGAGGCGCCGUUACACUCUGUAGGCUACACUGCAUUGGUCGGCUCGGACUCUGAGUCCUGGGGCUGGGACCUGGGUCGAAACAGACUUUACCAUGAUGGAAAGAAUCGUUCGGUUUCCUCGUCGGUACCCACAUACCCUUGUUUCCUGGAGCCAGAUGAGUCGUUUGUGCUCCCGGACUCUCUCACGGUGAUUCUGGACAUGGACGAAGGAACUCUGAGCUUCAUGGUGGACGGACAGUAUCUGGGAGUGGCUUUUAGAGGGCUGAAAGGAAAGAGACUUUAUCCCAUCGUCAGUGCUGUUUGGGGGCACUGCGAGGUAUCAAUUCGCUACGUCAACGGACUUGAUCGUAAGUGGCUCACACGAACACACACAUAAACUCACAAAAAGACACACUUUAAAGUUAUUAUUGUUUUAUUUGGCUUCAAAAUUUUAUCAGGGAUUCUGUAGGUUAAUGUAAAGUCUUUGUAUAUGUGCUGAAAUAAUAGAUCCGAAUGCGAAACUAAAGUAGAUCUAAUAUUUGAAUCUCUGUGAAGGCAGGAUCAUCUCAAAAAGGAAGCUCAAAAUAUGCAGAUUUGUGCCUGGUUUGGCACGAUUCUUGCAUCACUGCAUUAAACUGUGUAGCAGCAGAUGAGGUUGGUCAUUUUUUCCUUGUUGCAUAAAUAAUCAUGAACAGGUUUUACAUCUUGACCUGCCCCCUAAAGCCCUAACUGCCCUGCAUGAGGCAAGCUCUGUAUCCUCCAGGCUUGUUCCUUUUUUCCAAGAGUCUCCGACUACUCCAUUUAUCUGAGGAAAGCCCUGACUGGUUCCUCUUCUGUGUAAUAAGCGUGAAAUAUGUGGAGUUUUAGGGUUUCGAAAGCUCUAUCCUCCGGCAGUGCUGGUGUGGCUGCUUUCCAAAAACUUCCACUCAAGUCUUUUGCCGUCCAGAAAUGUCAAGGAUUUGAUGUUUAGGGCAAGACUCUGGAAACUUUACCAGCAGAUGUGUCUGUUUUUUUUUUUUGUCCGAGAGCACAGAGAAUAGAUAUACAGCGCACAGCUCUGUCUGCACUGAUCUAUAAAAAGCCCACAAUGAGAGGGACUGGGGCUUUGUUUACCAAUAGGAAGCAGCUUACACAUGCCCGCGGUGCACUAUUUCUAGUCUGCUUUUCUCUAUCGCUUUUUAACACACACUUUCAAGUCCUCAAGUCUGUCUGCACCCUCAGAGGGCAAACCAGACCACUGUAUUCAAUUCUCUGGUAUAAUUAGAAUAUCUGUUCCCCCACCAGUGUCCUUAUGUCCCCUUUUUCAUGCGUCUCUCUGCUCCGCUGCUCUUUUCCAUUAAAUGUCAUCCUUCCAACUAGUUGUUCUCUCCAUCCAGUCUGCCCCUUGGAUUGCGUAAUAGCCCUCAGUCCUCCCUCCAGCUCCAGUCUGCAUGAUGCAUAAAGACCCAAGGCGGGCUGGAGGCGGUGCCGACAGUGUGGCAUGGACACCAUGUCCGUGGCUGCGAGCCAUGUGUGUUUGUGUGUGUACUUGCGUGUUUGUAUUUAUGGGUAGGAGGACAGCAGCCAGCAGAGGAGGAAUCCUGGAACAUGUCCCAGUGUGCCUCGAAGCUCAGCGUCUGGCCUUGCUCGGUGGGAAGCGUCAGGUUAGGUGUGUCUAUAUGUGUGAAGCAGCUUACAUGCACAUUAUUUAGUGUCCCACAUUCAUGCUUCAUCAUUACAGAGAGAAAAACUAGCGAUUGGGUAUUAAUCUCUAUCCCUUGAGCUUUUCUGAAUGUGCUUCCCGGUCAAAAUACGUUUUUAACGCUUCAAUAUGAAGACAGCCGUUAUAACUAUUCAGCUUACAAGUGAGUUUACACGAUUACUGCUAUCUGCUCUUACAAUUUGAAUCCGUCUGAUCUCUUCGAAUUCUGUGUCAUCUGUUUUCCAGCUUUGAAAUCUAUGCACAUUAAAAGUCACGACUUAACUGAACAGUUGUCUGGGUCCCUCUGGUUCAACUUGAAAUAAUCUCACAGACAGACAGAAGCUGUUCCCACAUUAAUGCGUAAUUUUCCUAUAAAAAAUAUGAAUUUUGCACAAGAGGCUCCUGUCUUUUACGGCCCCCAGUCCUGAUUUCUUUUUAACACAAAUUUUUAAGAGCCUUUCACCUGCUCUUUAUUUGCUCCACUAAACAAUGUUGCCAGAAAAGGACCCUUGUUUCACUGCCAUACCAGUUUCAUGCACCAUCGAAAAACACAUGAGAGACAUGAGCAUGUGUGAAGCAUCUGCUGACAGAGUGCAGUCAGAAUCAAUGGAGACGUGGCGGUUUGAUUGGGGGGAAAAAGGUGUACACUCCCUUUUAGAGUUCCAAUCACAUCUGCAUCUGUAUCCUUUAAACUUCAUCCUCUAUAUUUUUAGUUGAUUUGUGCAUAGAAUGAGAUCAGACAGACAGAAAUACAAAUCUACAUCCAAGUUGCUCAAGUGGGGUAAAAGAAACCUUGAGGAGCUCAUGAAGACAAACCACGAAACUCUGAAAUUAAAUCGCAUUGACCUGACCCGUCCAAAUAUUCAUCUUAUUUUGAGAAAUGUCAAGCCAAAAUUGUCAUUACGAGUUCCUCGAAAUGCGAAUUAAGUCUUAUCCCACUCAUUACAGCCAAUAAAGUCCUUGUUAUAACAGUCCUCUCUGCAAUGUUAGCCAUGGCUAAUGUGUGCAGGGACUAUAAAAGAAGUACAUACAGACAAAUAUGCUGCAAAAAUAUUCAACCAUUACUGCCUCCACACACCAAACGCGAGUGAAAUCAUUUGCACAAAUUAAUUACAUGUUAAGUCAAUGCAAAGACGCGAUUAGACGCUCCUACUACUCUGGCGGCGCAAAUGACUGGGCGGGAGUUAAAAAUGUCUCAACUUUAGCGGAUAUUCACGUUGCAAUAACUACUCCGCACGAAAGUUGCCGGGUGACGUAUGAAAACGGACGGUUGUUCACUGGUAUGUAAAAUGGAGGCCAAACUGGUCGUGUCGGUGUACGGGUGCCCCGAAUUAUAUGAUACUUUUUUUUUCAAUUACCGAAAUCAGAAUAAAUAGGAGCUGCGUGGAGGCAAGUGAGUGAGGAGGUCAGAUUACCUGGUAAAUUGUUAAAAACCUUCGUCUAUCACUUGUUCCCACCGGUUGAACUGGCAUGAUUACUGUUGAAAUUAACAUAAACAGCUAUAAACGAGUGAAUAAAGCGAGUAGAUACUGUUGGUCUUUUACAUCUGACAGUUUGGGAAAAUGUGCUUUUGCAUCAUUUUUAAGGAUAUGUCUGCUCAGUACACUUAAAGUGCACAUCAAACAAAGCAGGUUCAGUGGAUUAACACCAGUAGUUUCACGUAUUCUGAGAGUCACGUGUCAUUAUGGAAGAUUUAGUACUUUUUUUUGUUUGUUUCCUUUUUCACUUUAUUGUUGAUAUCUUAUUCUGAAUAUCGUUAUAACUGCAAACAAUGUUGCAGUACUACUGUGUUUUCAGCUGGAAAUGUUUAAAGAGCUCCUCCUGACAGAAUGCACAUGAGAAAUCAGUGAUUUCAGGCAUACGGCACUUUUCCAUCUUAUUACAGCAAAGGCGGCUGCAUCAGUAUGUAUGCUUUGAGAUGACAGGACGCCCCUAUUCCCAGAUCUUCCUCCUCCUGUGCAUCUUCUUAAUGUAGAUUUUCCCUUUUUUUCACUGCUGGUGUCCUGAUCUUUUACUUGUCUCUGAGUCUAUUCAUAUUCUUCUGUCGCUCUCCUCCCUCCUGCUCACACUCGUUCAUUCUUGAUCUCUUAUUCUCAGAAGAGAGAGGAGAUAAGUCUUGGUUUCCUCCCCCGUUCUGUCCUUCAAUGCUCUGCUUUUAAGUCGUUUUCUCAUCUCCUCUUAAAUCCUUUGGCUCCCAGUUCUGGAGACACUUGGAAGUGAACCCCACUGAGAUGUGAUUUGAUCAGAUUUUGACUCUUUGUGCUACUUGUAUCUCUGUCUACAAAACAGAGGAGGUCCUGGAGCAAGCUGUCCUCUCUUCAUCUUUUUGUCUUCGUCAAAACAAGCCGUGUGACGCAGAAAUUACCCGGCGAGCCUAAUGACAGCAUGCUGAUCCAAGCCCAUUUAAACCUGAACAAGUUAGACCAGUGGAGGGAAGCGUCUCACACACACACGCAAACACACACACUCACACACACACACACACACACACACACACACACACACACACACACACACACACACACACACACACACACACACACACACACACACACAGCCGUUGACAUGCCUCCCCUCCCUUUUUGCAAAUGAACCCUAUUUGACUCCUACUCUCUUUGUGUUUCAUCUCCUCCCUCCUGCUCUCCCUUUCUUCUCUUUCUUUCUCUCUUCUCAUGCUUUUCAGCUAUAAUCCUUCCUCUCUGUGUUUACACGCCCCGUUGUUGGUGACAGGUUGCCGUGGAGAUGGUUAAACUGACUUCUCUGUGGAUGGUUAAUCGUUGACCAGGCAGCUUGCUCGCUAGCUUCCUGGGCAAGGAUGUAAACGGGAUGUCUUCGUUCAGCAUGCCUGAAGUUCAGAGUUGUAGGAAUCUUCAAAGCACAGAUGUUCACUGUAACUUCUGUUAAAGCGUCACAUAUAUUAAGAUUGAACUCCUACGCUGCUGCAGAAAGCAAUCAUUGAGUUAAAAAUUAACCAGUCAGAGCUGUUUUUCUUGUUCAAACAGGAAGCAGCUGAACAUUUAUUUAUCUGCAGCGACUAAAAAGCAAAGUUCUGGUUGGACUUCAGGACCUGUUUAAUAUUCAACCCUGAGAGAUUUUUUUUUUUUUUUUGCCAGAUUUUGACCCAUGUCUGAUUUUUUUUUUUUUUCAUGUAAAGUAUCAGGAGCUGUUGUCAUGGCAACAAGUCAUUUCUCUCAAACAUGCAGAAGUGCUUCAUGACUAGAGUUGAGAAAACUGUGAUUAUUGAGGUAGGGGAAUCUUUUUUAUUGUGUCACCAUGGUGGGCGAUUUGAAGAAGUUUAGGCUGAGAUUUAGAAAGAGCAGAGUUGUCAGUAGAAGUGCUUAAAUCACAUAAAAAAACAUUAGUUUUCUGCAGUUAUAAUGUAGUAUUUUUAAACCUUAUUGAAGCCGUAUUUACAAUGAUAUAUUUUCAUUAAUCAUAGCAUUCACAUAAUACUUUUUUAAUCACAAAAACUACUGGUAAUGCAUACUCCUACAUAGGUGGUGGCGUUUGAUCCUUAUUUGAAAGAAUGUAGCUGCGGCAAGCUAAGGAGAUGGUAACAAUCAAGUUACCUGAAACCCUUAUUUCUUGCUGAUUUAGAUGCAACCUUGUGAAUGAGAUAUUAAUUGAUUGUCUUUUAACAGUGAAAGUAGACUCCUCACGAAUAUUUACAGUAGGGAAAGUCACUGAGGCUACCUACCUCCUCACAGCAGAUUCAGACUUUAAAAUAUCACAAUAUAGAAAGUUUCUGUCUCAUUUGCUUCAGUACAUUAGAGAAAUAUAUCACUGCUAAUUUCCGUCUGUUUUAUUUCCAAUCAAAAACUCCUCACUGGAGCUUCAAGAUCAUAACAAUGCUGCAGAUCUCACUAGAAGUGAGCUAAAUAUGAGUCUGAACACACCCUGCAUUAUUUUCUGUAAAAUCUUUGCAUGUUGGUGAACUUUGAAAACUUUUAAAGACCUUUUCAGACCUUAAGUAACGUCUGGAAAUAUCAUCAGUCAGGAUCUACACAUUGCAGAGAUGUUUGAAGGUGAAAAACAUACACAAAAUUAUUCUCCCAGCUUUGUAACUGAGAGUCUCUUGCACACAUGUGUGCAGCCCUGCCACGCUGUCAUGUCAUACUGAAGCUGUUAACGUUAACAUAAGUGACCAUAGUGUGAAAGUCAUGAAGCCACUGGGAUGAAUCAGGAAGCGAACGGUCAGCCUGGUAAAGUAAGUCCGGAUUUUUUCUCGCACGAACCGGCCAUCUGUCGUCUGAACAGGACUGAUACUGUGUUUGUGUCAGAAUUUAAUCUUUUCUCAUGUUUUCAAUCUCACCCUGAUCAACCUUUUCCAGACGGAGAGUUCAGUUUGGAGCAGCGGUUAUUAAAAUUCAAAGCCAGGGAACCUGAAAUACUGAAUGAUUGAAUAAAGUCUGGUCUGUAUUAUAAAAAAAGAUUUUUAUUGUUAGGCGUUAUGCUUUUUCACACUGCUUGAAUAUAUAUUUUCCAGCCUGUUCCUGUGUGAAUAAAGCGUUCCUGCCACAUUGACUCCUCCAGUCCCAAAACGACUCCGUACACAGAAUUGAAGAUCUACAACUUUUAUUUCCUUAAAGCCCUCAGGGAGAUGAUCAGACACUGAAAGCUGAUGUUAAGGAUUUAUAGUGAAUCCAAAAGCAACAUUAGAACUUCAAAAUAAAAGCACCCUAUCAAAAAUAAAAGCAUGCCAAAAAAGAAGCUCCAGUCCUGAUAAAGAAGUUCAUUGACUUGUUUUACACUGUCCAUGAUCCACAUGGUUGCUGAUGAAUUUGUGAGUUAUAGUGAAUACACACACAUACACACAGAUGGUAUUAAAGCCUCUAUAAUCAUGUAUGAAUAGCCUCUAUUUACUGACAGAGUGAGAGAGCGGCAGCAGCAGGGACAAAUUGGCUGCAGUCUGUGUUCACUAGCUGGCUGCGAGGUAAGAGGAGAGCAGAUACUGUCAGUGGAAGGAACGACUUCAUCAACGAGCAAUUGGUUUCCGCAAGUGGAGAUCUUAAUUUACACACCUGCACUUUUAGUCAGAUCCAGAGUGAGAGUUCACUUCCUCUCCUGCUGCUCACCUCACUGUUCUGCUCCAAUUUGCCUCACCAGCUCAGACAUCAUCGAUCUAAUUCUGCCCACAUCUAAAUAUAUCCCUCCUUUCACCAGCAGGUCAAAGGGUAGAAAAGGAGGUGUGUCUGCACCUAAAGGGCUGGAUAUGCGAGACUGAUUCACAUUCCAUCACAGAACUGGGUCAGUUUAUGCAAAUUCACCAGAAAGGCUCCACCUUUGCUCGCCUCCCAGGGUACACUGCAGGAGAAAUAAGGUGGAGCUUAAUGAGAAGGGAAUUGAAGCAAGUGUGCCACAAAAGAUGGACCUGUUCAUCUUUUAUUUUGAAGUAGGACAUUUCUUACGUAAAGCUGAUGUUGAUGCGUUGUAAUUCAUCAAGCAUCAUGUAAGAGAGUGGAGGAAAUCACGAGGAAGUAUCACUCACUGAGAGAUGGCUAUCCUCACCUCAGUGUGGGUAGACCAACCGACGCGCCGCCAUCCCAAAACUUUACCCCCCCCCCCCACCUCCCUCCACUUAUUCUCACUUCAGUGUGAUGUAGGUGUGUGUGUGCGCCCGCCAUGCCUGCCAAGCCUCUGCAAUCCAAUGGCGCAUCAGGCGUUCAGCCGUCCUCAACCACGCUUUCCCACACUCCAUCUCCUCGUUAGUGUGCGAUAAAUCUGUCAGGAAAAAAGAAGUGUCUCCGGGCAUUAAAAAAGAAAAGUGCUUGAAAGGAAAAAGGAGAGGAUUCACAUGACAGACUGCAGGGAGGAGGAUGGAUGGAGAUUGGGCAAAGAGCCCCACUGCUCAGCUCUGCUUUACCGAGAUGCUUCCAGCUUAUUAGCAUAGCUGAUUAUUUAACCGGCCUGUUCAUUUUGGUGACACAGCGGCUGCUCUACAUAGACAACAGGAGAAUUAGUUUAUCAGGAGAUGGGUUUAGAAGAAGAACCUAGCUUGCAAAAUUCUUGAAAUGCAAGUCAUGAAAUCCUCCAAGCUCCAUGAUUUCCAUGUAUGAGAGUAUAACCUCUAUGGUUUGACCUCAAAAUAAAGUAUUCAGAGCCCGUAGAAACUAUAUUGACACAGAUAAAUGAUUUUCAAUCUCUGAUGGUUUGAUUGUCCUCAGCAGCUUUGUAAACACCAUAAAAACACGCCCUAAACUUAACUGUUUUUUUCUUUUUAUUACUAUAACCAUCCAAUAUUACAACACCAUCUGCAAGCAGUAAAUACGUGGACAGCCGGCCCUUCGUUUUUACUCCUGUACCUGUGAGAAAAGAGAGAGCACACACUCACAAAUAAAGAGAGGUGAAUGAGUAUGUCCAAACCAGAUCAGGUUUUUGUGUGACCCUAGUCCUGCCUUUGUUUUAAUAGAAACUUCAUGCAACAAACUAGUCCUAACGUUAGAGCACCUGAACCUGCUGGGUAAGAGGCAGGAGGGUGGCGGUCCCCCGUCUCUCUAAUGUUUUUAACUGCUGCAGGCAGCUCUUGAGGUUUUUAAACACUCUGGGCUAAUUGAUGCUGAUUGUUAAUUAGUGACUUCAGCUGUGCAGAGCUCGAGAAAAUGAAGGGAUAAAAAAAGGACGGGAAACAGGCAGCCGUGACAACUGCAGGUAAACGCUGUCAUGUUUGCACGUCACUCCUGUCAAGGUGUGAUUCGCGAAGGUGUUUAACCUUAAUACAGCUUACAUAAGAGGUUUUAAUAGAUACUAGUGUUAGUGCACAAUGAACGUUAUUUCCUGUGAACAGCCUGAGCUUCGACUGUGACAUGUCCCCCUAUUCAGAAUCGCAUCUUAUCAGCAUAAAAGGAACAGUACACCCCACACACACCUGGAGGUGAUGCAGGUGCAUCUAACUGGGAGGAAGCCCAGAGCUUGCUGGAGGGAUGAUAAACCCCAUCCAGCCAAGGAACGCCCCAGGACACCACCAAAGGAGCUGGAACAUGUUGCUGAGGGGGGAAGGAUGUCUGAGUCGACCUGGUUAGACUGCUGCCGCCAUGACCUGAUCCAAACAAUUGGAAGGAAAGGAAGCAGCGAAACAGGCCUCUGACGGCAUAUCAUAGCCGAUGUCAUCCCCCUCCUCUAAAGUAUUAAUUACUGAUAAUAAAGUAGUUGAAGUUGGUGAUAUAAAGUACAACUUUAUAUCAAUUUUCCACAUCAAAGUACACAAGAAAUAUUGGAUUAUGGCAUUAUGCUUCAUCCAGUGUGCCUUCUAGUGGCCAAUGGCUGCGUUACAGCUUGGACGCAACAUUUAUAUGCAUUCAAUUUUUGCAUUUCACCUUUGCAAAAUCCCAAAUUAGAUUUCAUGCUUGGUGACGUCCAUGACGUAUGUUAAGUAAUAUGUGGUUUUGAUGCCUGUGUAGCUCUCUCUAGUAUCAUCUGUUAGCCCAUCCUGUCGGCUACCCAUGGUAGUUAAAGAUGGGGUAGGCAGGAAUCCGUUAAAGGAGCAUCUUUUUUGUGGUGUAUAUAUAAAAAAGCUUUUAAUAUCAGUCAGUAGCUGUUAGUCAUUGAUGACAUUUGAUAAUGUAACGAUAUCGCUGUUUUGUUAUGUCUGUGUAGUCAACAUUUUAAAAUUUCAGAGCGUUCCGCUCUUUCUGACUGUAAACAAAACCCUUCCCCGCCUCCCUCUUAUUGGUUGUGAGGUGGAUGCUGCUUCUUAGUGCUGAUUGGUUGUGAGGCAGAUGCUUCUCCCCCGUGUCGUUCACGAGCCCAAACAAAGUUAGCAAGCUACAAUAUCAGAGAGUAGAAACCAACCAGAAAGUACGGAAAAUUUUCUGAAUCCUCCUUUGGGCACGACUGCCAACACAAGCAAGAAAACAAACUAAAUACCGAAGACUGUGGCGGAAUAAGGAGGUAGACCACCCAGACAAGAGCUAAGAGGCCGGGUCAACAAUGAUGGGGGAUGCUUCAGGAUCUUAUAGACCCUGUAACCUUUCUGCUGGAGUGGUGAACUGCUUUAACAAAGUAAGCCAAGUGUCUAUAACAGAAGUGUUUCUUGUCAAACGGGACCUGCUGCAUGUUGUAGCGCAGCUUAACUGUUUACCUCAGGUUGUGGAGUAUGUCACUUUAUCCUUGUUGUAGAAGUCCUGCAAACAUUGUGUUUGCUGGUAGUCUGUUGGCAUCUACAGUAGCACCAGUGCUGUUUGCUUUCACAUUGACUGGGCCCCAUUUGUAAUUAUCUGAAGUAUUUAUUUGCAUUAUAUCUGAAUUUAAUUGUAACGAUACGAGUGAGCAGGAGCGUCUGUUUGUAGGCGGGGCUUGCUGGAGCAGAGAGGGAGGAGAGAGGAGGAGCUGAGGGGAAAACUGGUUAGGAGGGGUAGUGUUUACAUUCAAGAUUUCUCCCAAAAACUGGCACUUCCUCAGAUCCUGCCUACCCCACCUUUAAAGAGGCCUGUACAGUAGUGUUGAUAGUUGUUAGGCAAGUUCACCGAUACUUGUUCUGAGACCUUCUUCUGCUGGAGACGUUAUGUUCUCAUCUCUUCAGAACCAGCCUACGUUAAUUGUCACUUAACUUACCAGGUGUUUGCACUUCCUAUCUGUGCUCAUCACAUCUGUCUGACAGAACCCUCGUCGCCACAGGCAACUCUUACCAUGGAGACCAGCUCUGUGUUGGCAGGGAUUGGCUGGUUUUCAGCAAGUUUGUUAUCAGCACGUCAUCGGGUCUCUUAGGAAAGUGGUGCGAUGACCUGUGUGACAGCAUCAGGAAAGCCCUCCUGUUGUACCUCAGACAUGUGCAAGUGCUGUAGGCAGACUUUAGGUACAGUGACUUGAGGUGGAGCACAAGUUACGAUUUAAUCAAAGUUUCUACUUGAGCAUCAUUGAGAUAACUACAUAGUCAGUCUGGUAUCUUCUUGGACCAGAAUCUAGAGAGCCUGUCCAUACAUCCAUCCUGAGUUGACUUGAUUAUUGUAAAAAGCAUCUUUAAACAUCCAUCAAAAGAAUCAGUUAGCUGAGUCUUCACUCAGACCAAGUCAGUGGAUCACAUUACUUUAGCACCAGCACCUUCCUGUGUGUUUGAACUGCUGUGAAGCGAUUGGUAUAUAUGAUGUCUUGUUUCUGUGUUAUUUUUUUUACUUGAUGGGCUCCAUCUCUCCUCACUUUACAGCUGCUUCUCGCUCUCUCACCUCCACCUUUACUUCUGGGUCAGUCUUCCCUCACCAAAUGUCCCACCCACUACACCUCUAACUGUACUUUAAGAGUAACAGAUUAACUUUGAACUCCUGUAAAAGUUGCUAACAGCAAUAAUCAAGUUCAAUAUCUGCCCCGGAAACCUAAUCAUAAAGUCCUUUUACCCAAUAGUUGUAACAAAUGAAUGACUAUUUUAAAUGUAUAGCCUGCAGUGUGACUCUGUAUCUCCUAUUAAACCGCUCUUCUGUUGUAUUUCAGCCUGUUUUUGUUUUGACCUUCUCUGCUGUAUGUUUCCCUUUUAUAAGAGUAAUUAAAUUCUCUCUUGUACAAUGUUUUUUUUUUACCCUUUGAUAGCCUGCCUUAAUGUUCUGUUUGAACCACCUUAGUGCUGAAAUAUGCCAUGCAGUAAAAGCAGUCUUGCUUUGCAGUAAAUAUGCUCACAGUCUGUCUAAUAGGAGCUAAAGAAAGUAAAAGCUAGCACACCCCACAGUUGGCAUAUGUUAAGUAAAAUCUGUUUGCAUGCUGAUAUUUUCCUGCACCCUCUUGCCAAAGGAGUUGUGUUGCUUUUGAAAGAAAUUUAGAGGAAUGUGCAGCUGUCUCCUUGUUUUGAGAUCUCCUGUGAUCCCAGCUGUCUGUACUGCGUGCAGCAUUUGCUCCAACAUUGAAAUUGGCCACAGUCCAGGCAGCAAUAACUAAUUUUCACACAAACAUUGCAUGUAACACAUGGUGCGGCUCUGACUGUACACUCCCAGCACAGUGACAUCGCGCAGUGCUAGUGUGAGGAGCUGGUUACUAUGGGAACUAACUAUAUGCGGGGGCUGUGCUGGUUAGAGUAGACUGAUUGAUGGGUGUUGUUAGGCCCGGUGUAAAGUAAAUCCAUCUCAGAGGGGGUCCUUCAUUCCUGGGAGUCUCCUUGUGCACCAAAGGUGUGUGAUCCCACAUUUGCUUUCAUGAGAGCAAAGAUCAGACGCUCACAAGCUGCAGGAUAAACACAGACAGGAUUUCACUGUCCGUUGCACUGGUAUUAGUUCUCUUAAGCUGAUGUGCAAAAGUGUGCACUUGUCUUUGCAAGUCAAUGAGGUGGUGUGAUGCUGUGAAGUUGUCAGCUUUGCACACAUCACUGCACAUUUUCUGCACCCAGUCUGAGCUGAUUCUACAUGUCUUUCCGAGUCGAGCACUUAGCAUGUUGAUGUAGCUGCAAAUGAACCAACACUUGUCCCCAAGGUGCUCGUACAAAGUCUUUUCAUGAAGCGCACGGCAGUUAAAUAAAUUGAGAUCGCUGUUCUCCAUUUCUUUGCAUGCUGUCAGCUUCAGCUCACCGGCAGAUUUCAUUAUUUCCCUUCUCUGCCGUUUCAAAAGGUCACUAACCAGAGCGCAGCGAAGGAAUUCACUAUAAUGCUGAUGCAAAAGUUCUCCAUCAAAUGCAAAUAACAGCCUGAAAGAAAGCGCAGGGAACCGAUCUCUGAACAGAAAGUUUAUCAUGAAUGAUCUGAACAAGAUUUCUGCUUUUAAUCAGGACCCUGGUGUAAGCUGAGUCGAUGUUAACUUGAUUUCCGUCCAAGCUUCAACUCAAACAAGCCUCUAUUUCUGUGUUAGUUGUUUGUGUGUUCACCGUGCAGCCAGAGGAGUUCAUACCCAAAGGAAUGCCUGGGGUCUCUCUAUAGGCCUGGCCCGGGUGCAGCACAUUAGACGGACCAUAUUUACACCAUAUUAAUUCAGUAAAGGGGCGCAGGUCUGUGGUAAAGUGGUGCAGGAGGCUUGUUUGGUUUGGAUGUUUUGAUAUCUGCUUCAUCUGCAGCAGAAAAUGUGGAUUUGAAGUGCAAAAGGUGUACAGAAUCAAAAUAAAACCAUCGUACAGCCUCAGGGAGCUGACUCCUGACUGAACACAGAUUAUAAAUAACACCUGUGACCUUGACGCUGUAAUCUAUUGAUCUUACAGAUUCAGGGUCUUUGCCUCGGCUCAUUGUGAAAACAUCCAUUCCAUUAAUAAGUCAUAGCACCAAAGCUAGAAGCGCGUGCGAUUGUUGUCCUUUGAAUAUAAAUUCACACCGUCAUUCAGAGCAGGACGGUUCAUGGAAACUGUGACGAACUUUUCUUUUCAACCUCUGCCUGUGUGCGUUUGUGUGAACACGUAAAAGCCGCCCCCCCCCCGCUCAUGUCCUUCACACAGUGUGUAAGUCGACUCUGAGCAGCAGGACUCCAGUCCGUCCAGAUGGUGCUUCCAGGUGGAGCGGCUUGACAUUCGUGACGGGACAGCGGUUAAAAGUCUGUCUGAGUCUGACGCAAACAGACAUCAACUUUCCUCCACAACCUCUGGGAGGAGAGCGGCCAUGUUUGACUGUCGUUUAUUUACUGUAGUGAUGACACAGGUGUACAUAGAUAUGUUCGUACCUACUGCAUCUCCUUUCUUAAUAUAGAGUAGUAUUUUGAAUGGCAAAGCUACAUCUGUGCAAAGUCAGAUUACUCAGUCAUAUAAGCGAAUUGGAAAGGGAGGAUGGGAGUAAAAAAAUUGAGAAAACUUUUUUAGUCAAGCAGAUGGUGCUGAGAUUUCUGUCUGUUAAGGUCAGCAGAGGUUGGAUUUGUCCAAAGUUGGUUGAUACUAAUCUAAACUUCCAGAAACUGCACUAAAAUGAAAAAAUAAUAGCUGGUGUAACACUUACAUUUAAACUCACCACUCACAAUAACUAUAAGCACAUUUAUAAAACCUCAUUCAUGCAUCUGUAGGGCUUUAGCAUUUAGCAUUUGUUUCAACUUAAUGUUAUGAAUAUGAAGCAUAAUGCCUCAUGAAGGUUUUACUUUAAUGUUGCUGUUAAUCUCAUAACAGUGACUUUUAAAGGUGGGUUUUAUACCACGCUACACGGGUUUGUUGUGGUGAAGAGGGAGCUGAGCCGAAAGGCAAAGCUCUGGAUAUACUGGUCGAUCUUUCCUCCUACCUCACCUAUGGUCAUGAGCUGAGGGCAGAGACGGAAAGAAUGAGAUUGUAGGUUCAAGCCCCCUAUCUCUAAGAGAGAUAGGGUGAGAAGUUGGUCAUGCUGGAGGGCCUUAGAGUAAAACGGCUGCCCCUCUGUGUCAAGAGGAGUCAGAUGAGGUGGCCUGGGCAUCUAAUUAGUAUGCCUCCUUGAGGCUGGUUUGUUAAGUGUUUAGGGCACGUCCAACCGAUAGGACACCACGGGAAAGACCCAGGGCACACUGGAGAGACUCUCCAGCACCCCUUGAGAAUGCUCUGUGGGCCCCUGGGAAGAGCUGGACAAAGUGGCCAGGGAAGUCUGGGCUUCCCUGCCUAGGCUGAUGCCCCUAAAACCUGACUUCAAAUAAGUGGUAGGGGACGGAUGGAUGGAUGGAUGUUUUAUUUCACAUUAUAACUCCCACAACUUUGUUGACUUAUGAAGGUUAAUAGAGAUCUGAUUGCUCUGCUGUAAUGCUGUAACGCUUUACUACCUGGAUUUAAGCAGGUGACGUCUUGUAGUGCAGUGUGGUUUAUCAGUACUUGCUGGUUAAACUAAUACAUUAACAGUCAACCAGAGCAAAGUGUUACCAGCACUGGCAUGUGGAUGUUGACCUGCUAGCUCAGUAUUUGUUCGCCACACUCAGCACACCAGAUUGUUUUAGGCUCAGUGAUCCCUUGUGCAGCUUCGUUGAGGGACGAAAUAUCCCCUGUGUGUUGCUCCAAAGUAGUUUUGGUGGAUCUAUAAAGGUGAUAUUUGAGGGUAUAAAACUAUUGAAGACAUAAAUAAAAACAGAGUCUGUCUGCUUUGAAACCCAAAAAGAGAAAGAAAAUUGAUUUGAGUGACUGAUGCAAGCGUUUGCAAUGGCCUUCAAAGAAGGAGUCAACGUUCAGAUGGUUCACAGCGUUAUUAGUUCUCAUCGAACGCUCCUGUCUACCUUUUCUAACUCCAUUAGUCACAGACUCCAGAUGCAGUGUCUACAAAUGGAGAAAUUAGACUUGAAUCUGUGUUUCUGUAUCACAAAGAGGGGAGAGAGUGCUGAAUAAAUAAAACUGAGAGGGUUGCUCGGCAUUUCCUCAUCUCACUCUGAUUUCUCUACACAACAAGACGACAGGACUGGUCAACAGCGCUGCCAGAAAUGGUGGAGGAAUAAGUUUAGUAAUCCAAGCCCACCAGAGCUGAGAGGAAGGAUGUUUGUAGUACUCACUGAUUGUCUCUUGUGUCCUCACAGCGGAGCCCCUCCCCCUCAUGGAGCUGUGCAGACGAGUAGCUCGGCUGGCUCUGGGAAGAGAGCGCAUCCAUCACAUCGACAUACUCCCGCUGCCGCAGACUUUAAAGAACUACCUCCAGUACCAGUGACCCCACACUCAUGAAAAAAAAAACACAGAGAAAGAGAGAGGGGAGUGAUCUGCAGUGCACGUGGUCUUCAUGUGAGCAUCCUCCAAACUGAGACCCAGCUUCUGUGGAGGAGGGAAGACUGUGCUGCAGGGGGUUUGUUUACAACAUGUGGGGGGUUUCCAUUUGGGUGUUUUUAUCCUCUGAUUUUCUCUUAUUGUUGUUUUUGUUGUUGUUUUUUUGUUGCUGACUGCUGUCUUUCUCCUGGACGGUCAGGUAGAGGAGCGGAUGAUUCAGGCGAAAGGAUUGAAAGAUUAAAAAAAGAAAAUUACUGUCCGGUUUCCUGCUCAUCAGGUGGAUUAAGUCGAGUCCAUGUCCUCAGUUUGUAAGGCCUUAGACGCCGUGGUUAUUUUGGCGAUGGCUUUUGCAAAGUCUGCCUUCUGGCAAACAUAUUGGUGUUUAUAUUUAGAUUCCCAACAGCACAGCAGGCUCUGUGGAGAUGCAACAAUCCCUCCGAGCUAUAAGAGAUAGAGAGGAGGUAGCACAGUAGAGGGGAAAGUCCACACGCAGGUCUAUUUCUGUGUAUCCACAGUGCAGCACACACGGAUUACAUUUAUACAGCGUGUGUGUGUGCGUGUUUUAUCAGGAGUGUCAAGAAACAAAGCCUUAAGUGUGUGAAGUCAAAACACAGCUCGCCGACAAGCUGGCAGUUCCUCCUACAGGCUAAGAAACGCAGCAGACUCCGGUCUGAUCUGAACUCUGUCUUUGUCGGAUUCGAGCCUCUGUCACAUUCUCCUCCAGCUCCUGUAACCGUGAAAGCGAUAACCGUGUACCCCUCGGUAAAGCCGUGUCUUUGACUGCUAAUGUGCCUGCUCCAUGGGGAAAAAAAAGCACACGGCACUUCUGACAUCUCAGAAGACCCUGACCCCCCCACAGACCUCCCGACCUGAAAGUCUGAAAUGCUGCUUUUCUGUCUUUUACUUCACCGUCUUACCUUUAUGUGGGUUUUUUUUUCUUCUGAGUUUCUUUUAAAGAUGAUGAGAUUUUUUUAAUGUUCUUUUUUUUGUCCCCCCCUCUGGAUUUUGAGAUUUGUCUGUGGGACUGGAUGCCUCGCAGAUGUAGGUGGACGCCAUGAGUCUUUUAAAUGUGAAUAAGAAUAAACUCAGUUGAACUCAAACUG
Messenger RNA from Xyrichtys novacula (pearly razorfish), 46298 nucleotides. The record is from the annotation of a GenBank genome assembly. Lineage: Eukaryota; Metazoa; Chordata; Actinopteri; Labriformes; Labridae.